AAUAUUGCUCAUAAUAUUGUAUUUCUGGCCCUUCUGACUGAUCUGUUUCUAUGUUUCUCUGUUCCAGUGCGGGUGCCUGGGAUCCUCUUCCAGGAGGACUGCGACGUGAACUCUUGCCACCCCCAGCUGGGGGACCUGAUGGUGGGCCGCGCUGCCAAGCUCUCAGCCUCCUCUACCUGCGGACUAAACGGGCCCCAGAACUACUGCAUCCUCGGAUACAUGGAGGUCAGGACUUAAACCUUGAUAGGGGUGCUCUGUGGUGCACUGUUCCUAAACACAAACUUGAGUGUUGUUGUGGGGUUGAAGUCAGUGAGUGUCAUCUGUAUAUGUUAAUCUGUCUCAUCUGUCUGCACACAGUACUAAUGCCAAAAACAGAUAUGUUCCACAAGCACAAACAGACAGUUAGCUGUGAUCCCACGCAAAAAAACAUCAGGCUUGUCAGUACUAUCUACAGAAUCUCAACAGUGUUUAAGCCAGAUGUUGAAGGUUGGAAUAGGAUAUAAAGCGUUGUUUUAGAACAACUCUCUCCAUUUGAUUGUCAGCUCUGUUGCUCACCCUUAAGAUGCCUCAUACUGCAGACGUGUCUUGAUCUGCCACAUUUAUAGUUCAUUUUACAUUUUAGUAAUUUAGCAGACGCUCUCAUCCAGAGCGACUUACAGUUAGUGAGUGCAUAAAUGUUUCAUACUGGCUCCCGUGGGAAUCGAACCCACAACCCUGGCGUUGCAAGUGCCAUGCUCUACCAACUGAGCUACAGGAGGCCUGGCGUUUCCCUGAAAGUGCUCUGGGGCUAAUUUAAGUGCUCUCGCUAUGAUGAUUUCCUCUGCAUAGCCCUCUUACCUCCCCCUUCACUCCCCUUUCCUCCCCUCAAUGUUUCUCUCUAACACACCUUCUUUCUCUCUUUCACUCUCUGUUUUCCUCUCUCUCUUUCUGGAUCUUUUUCUCCUUCUACGUUUUUUCUCUCUCUUAGCUCUUCCCCCUGUGUCACGCCCUGGCUCUGGGGACUCUUAAAUGUUGAGCCAGGGUGUGGAGUUUCUAUGUCAUAUUUUCUAUGUUGUGUUUUCUAGAUCGUGUAGAUCUAUGUUGGCCAGGGUGGUUCCCAAUCAGAGGCAGCUGUAGCUCAUUGUCUCUGAUUGGGGGCAAUACUUAGGCAGCCUAUUUGGCACUAGUCGGUGUGGGAUCUUGUUCCGUUUAGGUUUGUUUUGUGUAACCUAGGACUUCACGUAUCGUUUGUUUGUUGUUUUGUGUCGUGUUAAGUACGUAAUAAAAUGCUUAUCACGCUGCGCCCUGGUCCGUCUCAUCAGUAAACGAUCGUGACACCCUGUCCUCCCCUGGCAGGUGAUAGGUGUGUGCCCCUUUUGUGGACUUAUGGCCUUAUGAAUUUAUGAGUGCGUUUUCUUAGCAUAAUUCCGCCUAAAUGUUUUGGGGCAGUCGAGAACUAAUUGCAGGAAAAAAAGUGUGACUUAAUCACUCACUCAGUUAUUGGGGUUGUUGCCAUGGGAAACCAAUUAGUUGUGUAAAACCCCUGUUUUAUUUCUAGUAACAAAAUUGAAAAAUGUCCCUUUUUGUCUUUCUCAGGAUGAGCAGAAGUGCUUCACCUGUGACUCCAGGCAGACCUACAAUCUCUAUAACAACCAAGACAGCCACCAGAUUGAGAACGUCAUCACCACCUUUGGCACUGAGCGCAAGAUGAAGUGGUGGCAGUCUCAUAACGGUGGGUCUCAGUCCAGAUACUUUAUGCUUGAUAUCCAGCCCUGGGUCAAAAACAUUAUGUAAUUUACCAGAAAUAAAUUUGAGGUGUGCUUAAGCUAGAGUACCGACCAGGGUAACAAAAUCACUUGAAAGUAUUUGACAUACUGUAUGUACAGUGCCGUGAAAAGGUAUUUUCCCCCUUUCUGAUUUUCUCUAUUUUUGCAUGUUUUUGAUACUGAAUGUUAUCAGAUCUUCAACCAAAACCUGAUAUUAGAUAAAGGGAAAUUAUACUUAUUUUGUUUAUUUAAUUAACAAAGUUAUACAACAUCCAAUUCCCCAGUGUGAAAAAGUAAUUGCCCCCUUACACUCAAUAGCUGGUUGACCUGGGUCCCAUUAUGCCUGGCGAAAACCAAACACUGCAUUCCACAGUAAGAACCAAAUACCGACGGUCAAGAAUGGUGGUGGUAGUGUGAUGGUUUGGGGAUGCUUUGUUGCCUCAGGACCUGGAUGACUUGCCUUAUUAGAAGGAACCAUGAAUUCUCCUCUGUAUCAGAGAAUUCUACAGGAGAAUGUCAGGCCAUCCGUCUGUGAGCUGAAGCUGAAGCGCAGCUGGGUCAUACAGCAAGACAUUGAUCCAAAACACACGAUCAAGUCCACAUGAAAAUGGCUAAAAAGCAACACAUUUGAUGUUUUGGAAUGGCCUAGUCAAAGUCCAGACCUAAUUCCAAUUGAGAUGUUGUGGUAGGACUUGAAAAGAGUAGUUCAUGCUUGAAAAGUACUCUGUAGCUCAGCUGGUAGAGCACGGCGCUUGUAACGCUAAGGUAGUGGGUUCGAUCCCCGGGACCACCCAUACAUAAAAAAUAAAAUUAUGCACGCAUGACUGUUAGUCGCUUUGGAUAAAAGCGUCUGCUAAAUGGCGUAUUAUAUUAUAUUAUAAAACCCACAAAUGUCGCUGAGUUACAGCAGUUCUGCAUGGAAGAGUGGGCCAAAAUUCCUCCACAGCGACGUGAGAGACUGAUCAACAACUACAGGAAGUAUUUGGUUGCAGUUAUUGCAGCUAAAGGUGGCACAACCAGUUAUUGAGUGUAAGGGGGCAAUUACUUUUUCACACAGGGGCAUUGGGUGUUGCAUAACUUUGUUUAUGAAAUAAAUGUUUAAUUGUUGUGUUAUUUGUUCACUCAGGGCCCCUUUAUCUAAUAUUAGGUUUUGGUUGAAGAUCUGAUAACAUUCAGUAUAAAAAAUAUGCAAACGUAGAGAAAAUUAGAAAGGGGGGAAAUACUUUUUCACUGCACUGUUUUUGGACCAGGUCAGAUCAUAUCUAGGAGGUUACGUAAUCAAUAAUGUUUCAACACCUUUAGAUGGAGCUAGAGAGCCCACUGUACAAUGAGAGCCCAUGCUAGAACAGUAAUCAUAUAGAAUUUGACUGACUGAAUGAGAUGUUUAGUGCUAGGCUGGAACAAAAAGCUACAUACACUGCAGCUCUCUCCAGGUCCAAGAGUGCCAGACCUAACACUACAUUAAUUUGUGUGCCUCAAUCAAUAUCGCUCUGUCUGCACUGACACUCCCUGCGGAGUGAUGAUAUUUCCUUUGCUGGCCUUGCAGAGUUUCCGUCCUGCCGUCAUGUUGGUGGAAAGGUCUAAGGACUAUGGGCACAGUUGGAAGGUGUUCCGCUACUUUGCAGAGGACUGUGCCUCCCACUUCCCUGGGGUCUCACAGGGGCCGGCUGACAGCACCAAUGAUGUCAUCUGUGACAGCAGAUACUCAGCCUCAGAGCCAUCUACUGACGGAGAGGUGAAAUACACACACGAACGCAAAACACAAUAACCAAACGUAUGGCACGCGUCUAUGGCAUUCCAUUACAGGUGGUGUUGAAGGCUCUAGAUCCAAGCUUUGACAUAGAGAACCCAUACGCUCCCCAUAUUCAAGGUUAGACACAGACUUUUCAUUACAUUAUUACCAGUGGUGGAACAAAGUAGAAUUGUAAAAUACAAUUUUCACCCAUUUGAAAUGUUCUCCCCUUCAGAGCAGAUCACCAUGACCAACCUGCGGAUCAACUUCACCCGUCUGUUCACCCCAGGUGACACCCUACUGGGGCGGAAGAAGAGGAACCCUGAGGAGAAGUACUACUACUGUUACCCUGUACGAAAUGGUGGUGCGAGGCAGCUGCUUCUGUAACGGCCAUGCCAGCAUGUGUAUGCCUGUGGAUGGAACAGGAGGAGACAUCUUCAACGAGCCUAACAUGGUGAGGAGGGGGAAGAAGGGAAUAUAGCAGUUGCACUGUAUCCAGAAUGGCCAUAUUGAAUCCUAAACUGUUUUCUUUUGGGUUCUUCAAAUAUUGUUUACCUCUGUAUCUCUUUGUUUAUGUUUAUGAUGUAGCUUCUGACCUUGUUCUCUUAGAUUCACGGGCGCUGUGUGUGCCAACACAACACCGUGGGCACCAACUGUGAUAAAUGCCAGGACUUUUACAACGAUGCCCCCUGGAGGCCAGCAGGCCAAACUGACCCACACGUCUGCAGAAGUAAUGCACUUUAAUUUAUUAUUUGACUGAUGUCUAUGCGUGUGCUGACUGGGAUUCAAACCCGAAAUGCCUGUGUGAGCUGUGGUAGCCCACCGAGCUAAAGCCUCGGACACUCCUCCAAGCCAUGAUUGAGGGAAUCAUACUGUUGGGGAAAACUGGGUAAUUGGGAGUGUAUUACAUUGCAUUAGUUUUAUGACAGUGUUUGUUUCUUCACUUAGGGUGCAACUGUCAUGGCCAUUCGGAGACGUGUCACUUUGACAUAGGCCAGUACCAGGCCAGUGGAGGGGUCAGCGGAGGGGUGUGUGACGAUUGCCAACAUGACCGCAUGGGCCCCCAGUGGGAACGGUGCCGACCUUACCUCUACCAGGACCCCCAGCUCUCCAUGGAAGACACUUGGGGCUGUAUCUGUAAGUCAGCUUCUAGCAGGUUUAUAUCUAUUUUGUUCCAGGCAGAUAAUCUGGCAAUGUUUUAUAUGAAGUUAUAGCUGUAGCUCUUUUACUACUCCUAUGAAGUGUACUCAGUCAAUAGAAGCUUUGCGUUGAUGAUGUCACCCUAUAUGAAGCUAUACAUAGUCAUUCUAUAACUCCACCCUGUUGUAACGUUGGUUCUGUUUGGCUCCAGCGUGUGACUGUGACCCAAUGGGGACCCUGGAUAACGGCCUGUGUGACCCCGUGUCGGGCCGCCGCGUGUGUAAGGAGAACGUGGCGGGGGACAGGUGUGAACACUGUAAAUUCAGCUUUUAUGGGUUCAGACAGGAGGACCCCACUGGCUGCCAGAGUAAGUCUAGAGUAAAGUAAUUAUACUGUAUAUCUAUGGAGGCCUCCCUGUGGUUAUUCACACUCUCUGAUUGGUCCUCUGUGUUUAGGGUGCAAGUGUAACUUCCGGGGUAGUGUCCUGACGCCUUACCCAUGUGACCAGGAGACAGGUCAGUGUGUGUGUCAGCGCCUCGCCACAGGACCCGUGUGUGACUGAUGUCUGGUAGGACCAUGUGUCUCCAUGACAACCAACGUUGUGCUUUAGCUCCUACUAUAAGUUCAGUGAUAAACUUACUAGCACCAACAUCCUGAUUGAUGUAAAAAAAAAGGUUAUCUCUCUCUCUCUAGCCAGGUUACUGGGAUCUGGGGAACACUGUGCACACCUGUUCUCCUUGUGACUGUGACCAUGGAGGAGCCUACAGCAGCACGUGUGUAGAACAACACUGUACAUUGUACAGUAUAUAAUGAUCUUAACAUUGACACAAAACCUGGUGGUUUAUUCAGUGAGGUGAAACACUCAUCAAGCAUAUCUGUUCUACUAAAUACAUUUCUAUCUGAACAUCCUGAACGUUUCACCUUAUGGAAUAUACCCCAGCAUGUUUUGUCUUGCCCCCUUGUCCAACCCGAUUGGCUGGAUCUCCCUCUCAUGUCCACAGGUGCUCAUCAGUGGACGGCCAGUGUCAGUGCCUACCCAACAUGGUUGGCCGGAGCUGUGGUGAUCCCGCCCACGGACACUUCCUGGCUGGUCUGGACUACUACCUGUACGAUGCAGAGAACGCUGCCCCACUGGAGGGACAAAGCUCCCCUCUGGUGAUGCCUGAGUAUGACGUUUCACCUUCAGCAUUGUGGCCAAUGGCUGCGGAUGGAAAGCUUCAGCGUCAAACUUUUGAUAGUGGAUUAUGUCAGCAAUUCAAAUACCUAAAGUUGAUGUGCAUUCGUGUGCGUAUUCCUCCCCCAGUUGAAAGCCACAGGCCUGCCUGUGUGUGAGGAAUACUACAGACAGCAGGGCUAUGACUUCAAAUAUCAAAAUGUCCGCUUGGUCCUGACCAGGAGAAGCAAGAGACAAGCCAGGAGGAGAAGACAGGGACAGGUACUAGCAACACCUCAAUAGCUUACUUACACAGUAGGAGUGUAGUACUGAUUAGUAACUUACACUGAGUUUCUUUCCAUCAGAGAUCCAUUCCCCUGGACCUGGGCUCGGCACUCCAGAUUGUACCCCGGGAGAGGACCACAGAUGUGCCAAUCACUUGGACUGGUCCAGGAUUUGUGAGGGUCCUGGAUGGGGUGGGGCUUAGGUUCACUGUGGACAACCUUGCAGCUUCCCUCGACUACCAAGUGGUCAUCCACUAUGAACCAGAGGUGAGGGCAACCGUAGCAACGAAAAACAUGUGAAACCAUGGAAACACACUGUAAUCAUUGAUGUGUGUGUGCAAAAUAGUUUCUGUGUGUGAUUGUGAAGUUUGAGCUUAUAUUUAUUGUGUUCUCAAUGUCGGUGACUGUGCUUACUUUGGUCGCUGUAGUCGCCAGAUGACUGGAUGGCUUCUGUGAGCAUUGUUCCCUUAUCGGCUGGUGACAGAGGAUGUCCCACUGACCCGACAGGGGAGAAGACCCUCACCCUACCUGGGGCUGCCAGGUAAGAGACACCUGCACUCAUCAUCAGAUAACAUCAAUAUGAACAAAUCUAUGCUAUAGUUACUAUACUACUGGGCAUUCCCAUCGAAAAGGGCCCAUGAGCAAAAACCUGUGAAGUUCAUAGGACCAUAUCAAAUUGGGUGUCAAAUGAAAGCUAAGAGUCUAUAUUUUUUUGGAAAUGAAGGCAUAGAUACAUUUUCCAACUAUUUUCCAUCUUAAAAAUUAGGCAAAAGUAAAGGCUUUGAUUUCUGGAUAAACAGAUGGAAAAGGAGUCUUAGAAAACAUUUACCUGAAAAAGUCUUAAAGGGUAUCAGAAAUACAUCAAAACACAAUGUUGACGUAAAGACCCCUACCAACUAAUAUCAAUACAUAUUUAGUUUUGGAAAAAUGGUUUACCUUCUGUAAAUUUAGGAAAUAUUGCCUUGUGCCUUGUAAUUCCUUUAUUAAAAAACAACAACAUUUCUUUAAGUUAUUUUCUAAUUUCUCUCACUCAUGAGGAGGGAGGAUAAUGAAUGUUCACAGAAAUAACAAGUAAUGGUAGGCCUAGACAAUUAGGGAUUUUACUGAUAUCAAUUUUAUUUAGGAAUUAUUAAGUGAUUCAAACUCGUUAUUCCGUUACCAAAUUGGUAACAGAAUUACUAAAAAAUCUGUAACGGAAUUACUGCAACUGAAUUGGCUACAAUGGGAAAACAUAUUAGUCACAAACCACAUUUGGAUCAACUGCUACUGUCCUCCCUUGCAUUAGCAUACUCUUAUGUUCAGCUCAUAACUGUUUUCCUUGUCUUUCUGUUGUCCUGUGGUCAAACCAAGAGUGUUAAAACAGUCUGAGUCUGGACAACCCCUCCCUCACUCUCCAGUUAAUGUCACCUCUCACACCUACCCAUGAGGCCCCUCUCUUUCCAUUUACUGUAACCAGCAUCCUCACCCACUGAGCACCAACCGACACCGGACAUCCAUGGACGUUGAAAAGUAAUUGAAAUUUGGUCAGUCCACCCUGGCCUUGAUGUUAACAUCCACAGACGGACCAGACUGGACCAAAUCUGAACCUAUCAUAGACGUACAGUACCAGUCAAAAGUUUGGACACCAACUCAUUCAAGGGUUUUUCUUUAUUUUUACUAUUUUCUACAUUGUAAAAAAGUAGUGAAGACAUCAAAAUAUGAAAUAACACAUAUGGAAUCAUGUAGUAACCAAAAAAGUGUUAAACAAAUCAAAAUAUAUUUUAAAUUUUAGAUUAUUCAAAGUAGCCACCCUUUGCCUUUAUGACAGCUUUGUACUCGCUUGGCAUUCUCUCAACCAGCUUCAUGAGGAAUGCUUUUCCAACAGUCUUGAAGGAGUUCCCACAUAUGCUGAGCACUUGUUGGCUGCUUUCCCUUCACUGUGCGGUCCAACUCAUCCCAAACCAUCUCAAUUGGGUUGAGGUUGGGUGAUUGUGGAGGCCAGGUCAUCUGAUGCAGCACUCCAUCACUCUUCUUCUUGGUCAAAUAGCCCUUACACAGCCUGGAGGUGUGUUUUGGGUCAUUGUCCUGUUGAAAAACAAAUGAUAGUCCCACUAAGCGCAAAUCAGAUGGGAUGGCGUAUCGCUGCAGAAUGCUGUGGUAACCAUGCUGGUUAAGUGUGCCUUGAAUUCUAAAUAAAUCACUGACAGUAUCACCAGCAAAGCACCAUCACACCUCCUCUGUGCUUCACGGUGGGAACCACACAUGUGGAGAUCAUCCGUUCACCUACUCUGUGUCUCACAAAGACACGGCAGUUGGAACCAAAAAUCUCAUCUGGACUCAUCAGACCAAAGGACCAACUUAUCCUCUGCAGCAGAGGUAACUCUGGGUCUUCCUUUCCUGUGGCGGUCCUCAUGAGAGCCAGUUUCAUCAUAGCGCUUAAUGGUUUUUGCGACUGCACUUGAAGAAACUUUCAAAGUUCUUGACAUUUUCCGUAUUGACUGACCUUCAUGUCUUAAAGUAAUGAUGGACUGUCGUUUCUCUUUGCUUAUUUGAGCUGUUCUUGCCAUGAUAUGGACUUGGUCUUUUACAUCACGGCAUAACGCCUCUCCCCUAUUUGACCUAGAUAGUUUGUGUGUAUGUAUUGAUAUGUAGGCUACAAGUGCCUUUAAAUUUUUUUUAUGUAGUUCUGUCCUUGAGCUGUUCUUGUCUAUUAAUGUUCUGUAUUAUGUAAUGUUUAAUGUUUUGUGUGGACCUCAGGAAGAGUAGCUGCUGCUUUUCCAACAGCUAAUGGGGAUCCUAAUAAAAUACCAAAUACCAAAUAGGGCUAGUUUCUGUAUACCACCCUUACCUUGUCACAACAUAACUGAUUGGCUCAAACGCAUUAAGAAGGAAAGAAAUUCCACAAAUUAACUUUUAAGAAGGCACACCUGUUAAUUGAAAUGAAUUCCAGGUGACUACCUCAUGAAGCUGGUUGAGAGAAUGCCAAGAGUGUGCAAAGCUGUCAUCAAGGCAAAGGGUGGCUAUUUAAAGAAUCUCAAAUCUCAAAUAUAUUUUGAUUUGUUUAACACUGUUUUUGGUUACUACAAGAUUCCAUAUGUGUUAUUUCGUCGUUUUGAUUUCUUCACUAUUAUUCUACAAUGUAUAAAAAGUAAAAAUAAAGAAAAACCCUUGAAUGAGUAGGUGUGUCCAAGGUUUUGACUGGUAGUGUACAUUUUAAGUCAACGCGUAAUUCCGUUACUGUGGAAUUGCCCUACUACAAACAUUUGUGUGACUUCUGUGUUUGUCCUCAGGGUUGCCAUUUUGGAUACGCCUGUGUGUCUGAAUGCGGGAGGGAGAUAUUAUGUGGACAUCAAGUUUAGGACGCAGCCCAACACUAACCCUCAGUCCAGCUCACAUACACUCAUGGACUCAGUGAGAAUACCAUCACAUUAUUAUUUGUAUCAUAAUGUCAUAUAUGUUACGGGAGAUGAAGUCUUCUGAGGUGUGACGUCCAAACGGGUACCCUGUUAAACCCAUGCCCUUCCUGUUUCUAGAUGGGUCUGAUCCCUAAGAUGGACUCUGUGCAGAACUUCUGUUCACAGAGUGAGCUGGACUCGUUCAGAAGAUUCCGCUGUGUUGGGUUGGCUGCUGAGCAGGAGACCCUGCCUGAUGUGUGUAAGGGCCUCAUCGGAAGCCUGUCGGCCCGCCUACACAAUGGAGCCAUGCGUGAGUACACCCUACACUAAACAAUAUCUUAACGUUAUCACAGUGUACACUGUAGCUAUCAGUGGCGGUCGGUGCCAUUUAAGAUGAGGGAGGACUAUUAUUUAAAAAUAUAUAUUUUAAUUGUAUUGUUUGUAAUUUUUACCUCCUUUUUCUCCCCAAUUUCAUGAUUACGAUCUUGUCUCAUCGCUGCAACUCCCCAACGGGUUCGGGAGAGGCGAAGGUUGAGUCAUGCGUCCUCCGAAACAUGACCCGCCAAGCCGCGCUUCUUAAUACCCACUCGCUUAACCCGGAAGCCAGCUUCACCAAUGUGUCGGAGGAAACACAGUUCAACUGACGACCGAAGUCAGCCUGCAGGCGCCCGGCCCGCCACAAGGAGUCGCUAGAGCGCGAUGAGCCAAGUAAAGCACCGCCAAGUAAAGCACCCCCCAGCCAAACCCUCCCCUAACCCGGACGACGCUGGGCCAAUUGUACGCCGCCCUAUCGAACCCAGGCUGUAGUGACGCCGCAACACUGUGAUGCAGUGCCUUAGACCGCUGCGCCACAAGGGAGGUCUGGACAAUUAUUUUUUUAAUGAGCGUGACCUUAUUUCUAUUACAGCAUAUUAGAUGACUGCCAUUCAUAUUCCAUUCCCCCAGCUCAAUGUAACAUCGAUAGGUUUAGGCUACUGUAAUUCUUUCUCGCAUCUAUGCACUCUCUUCCUCUCACCUUUUCCCUUCGCUUGUGGACUUCAGUGCACAACACAUCAGCUGUGUGACCAGGCGAAAGAAACCUCCAAGCCAAACUGUCAUAUCAUAACUGCUACACAUAGCCUACUGUACAUCAUUGUCACCAUAUUAGCUAACGUCAAGUCAACAUAGCUACUAGAACUAACGCGUUAGUAAACCCGCUACAAUCCUGCAGUACAGUGUACAGUUAGCAAGCAGUUUAGCAGUUACACCGGUGGGCCCCGAUUGCAAUAAAUUAAUAAAACCAAAAGCUUACUUUGACUUGGAUAAGUUCCAAUUUGGAUAGCCAUAGCCAGCUAGGAACAUAUCAUCCCUCUCUGUUUGAGCUGGGUGUUUAAGUAGGGUGCAUUGGCUAGCUAAGUAACUGAAAGUGAAAAAAAUACUAACUAUAGCUCUCUUUCUCUCUCGCUUCUUCUUCAUUUCUGAAUAAAUGUAUUUGUUCACAACUGUUCGACUAUUGUCUUUCUCUCACUUUGAGUCAACUACUCACCACAUUUUUUGCACUGCAGUGCUAGCUAGCUGUAGGUUAUGCUUUCAGUACUCGAUUCAUUCUCUGAUCUUUUGAUUGGGUGGACAACAUGUCAGUUCAUGCUGCAAAAGCUCUGAUAGGUUGGAGGACAUCCUCCGGAGGUUGUCAUAAUUACUGUGUAAGUCUAUGGAAGGGGGUGAGAACCACGAGCCUCCUCGGUUUUGUAUUGAAGUCAAUGUACCCAGAGGACGGAAACUAGCUGUCCUCCGGCUACACCAUGGUGCUUCCCCCCUACAAAGUGCUAUUGAAGCUACUGUAGAUCUUCAUUGCAAAACAGUGUGUUUUAAUCAAUUAUAUGGUUACGUGAAUAUAUUUAGUAUAGUUUUAUCUAAAAAGGAUAACUUGUUUGAUGGUCCUCCCCUUCCUCCUAUGGGGAGCUUCCACUGGUAGGUAUAUACUCAUUCUGGCAACUUAAUUUCACAAAAAAUGUUUAAUAUUAUGUUUGUGUAAUGUAUGUGAUGUGUGUGUAUAUAGUGCGUGUGUUUAAUGCCAUCACUUGUCUCCAGCUUGCAGGUGUAACCUCCAGGGCUCUCAUGGCCCCUCCUGCAGUACAUUUGGAGGGUUGUGUGAGUGCAAGCCCUAUGUGAUUGGCCGCUGCUGUGACUCCUGCGCCCCCCUGACAUUUGGUUUCGGACCCAACGGUUGCACACGUACGUCACCAUGACAAUGGCAUUCUCUGGUUACAUACCAUAAUACUGUCACCUCCAAAAUGAUUGGCACCAUUGAUAAAUAUGUGCAAAGAAGACUGUAUUAAUACAAAUACUGCGCUAUAUUGUACGCUAAAAAAAAGGGGAAAUUAUAUUAUUUUAUACUAAUACAAUUGCUCAGAGAAAAAUGUUUUGUUUAACAAAUAAUCUCAAAAAGAUGGGUGUCAAAAUUAUUGGCACCCAUAAAGAUCUCCAUUAAUAUUCUACUUUUUUAAGUGAAACUGUAUUGUGGCCUUCCAUGGCUUCCUUUAUCUCUGGGUUUAAAAAAUGUGGUAAAACGCACGUGAAAUCCAUUUAUCAUCCAUCACCAAAGAACUCACAAAUGAAAAGAGACAAACUGUUGUUGACUUUCAUAAAUCAGGCAAUUAGUACAAAAGAAAGAGCAAAAAAACAAAAAACUACUUUCCACCAUUAGGGAAAUAACCAUUGGAACAAUGGGAAAAUUGCCUGGUAGAGGACGCAAGUGUAUCUUGUCCCCACAUACAGUGAGGAAGAUGGUUUGGGAGGCAAAGAAAAAUCGAAAGGCCACAGUUUUACACAACUUGGAGUCCCAGUCUCCAAAUCUACAAUUAGACGCCAUUUCCAUGCCAAUAGGCUCUUUGAAAAGGGUUGCCUGAAAAUAAGCCUUUAUUAAGAGCAACUAAUACAUGUAAAUGCCUGUAGUUUGCUAAAUGGUAUUAGCACUUGGAUUGGAACCGGGUGAUAUGUUCAGAUAAGAUGAAAAUACAGCUCUUUGGCUACUCAAACCAGUGGUGGGUUUGGCGUCGAAAGAAGGAUGCAUGUGCAGAAAAUAAUAUCUACUGUAAAAUAUGGUGAUGGAGCUUUGAUGUUAUGGGGCUGUUUUGAUUCCAAUGGUCCUGGGGCCCUUAUUAAGGUCAACUGCAUCAUGAACUCUAAGUCUACCAAGUAACAAGACAUUUUAGCCAAUACCUGUUUGUCUCUGGUAGGAGGCUGAAACUUGGCCACAAGGGAUCUUCCAGCAAGACAUUGACCCCAAGAAAACAUCAAAAUCCACAAAUAAAUUACAUUUAAUUUAAUUAAUUGACCACAAAAUCUCAGUCUCCGGACUUGAACCCCAUUGAAAAUUUAAUAAAAUAAAAUUAAUUGACCACAAAAUCAACAUUUUGCAAUGUCCAUCUCAGUCUCCGGACUUGAACCCCAUUGAAAAUUUAAUAAAAUAAAAUUAAUUGACCACAAAAUCAACAUUUUGCAAUGUCCAUCUCAGUCUCCGGACUUGAACCCCAUUGAAAACCUGUGGUUUAAAUUGAAGAGGGCAGUCCAUUAGAGCAGAAAAAAACAUAGGGAGGAGUGGUCUAAUAUCCCUCCCAAUGUGUUCUCCAAUCUCAUAAAAAAUUAUAGAAAAGGCUCAGUGCCGUUGUCCUCGCAAGGGGAAAGUGCAAAAAGUAUUGAAAACAGGGGUGCCAAUAAUUUUGACACCUAUCUUUUUGAGAGACAAAAAUAUGACUUGUUGAACAAAAUCUGAGCAAUUGUAUUGGUAUAAAACAAUAGAAUGAUUUUGAGCAUACAAUAUAGCUCAGUGUUUGUAUUAUUUAUUUUAUAGUCUUUUUUGCUCAUCUUUAUCAAGGGUGCCAAUAAUAUUGGAGGUGACUGUAUAUACCCACAAUGUUGUUGAAAAUAUGAAAUUGUUAUUGUGUUCUGAUUGUGAUCAAACCCUCCCACCCCUCCUCCUUCAGCCUGUGAGUGUGAACCUCGUGGCGCGGUGGCGGAGCUGUGUGACCAGGUCAGGGGUCAGUGUCUGUGUCGUAUGGAGGUAGGCGGACGGCGCUGUAACCGCUGCCUGCCGGGGUACUACAGCUUUCCCCUGUGUCGGCACUGUGACUGCAACGGCCUGGCUGAACUGUGUGACCAGGACACUGGAGCCUGUCUGGACUGCAGGGAGCAUUCCACCGGAGGCAAAUGUGAGAGGUGAGGGUUCAUUCAUUCUUUCAUUCAUUUAAAAGCUGUUAUUCACAUUUCCCUAUUAGAAUCAACCCAUAUAUAUAGCUUGGUUCCAUCCUGUGUGUGCCAACUUCUCUGACUAUCAUUCUUUCUACAGUCACAGAUCUGCCAGUGUACAGCACACACAGUGUCAGUCAGAAUGUUUGAAUGUUGUGUGUUCGGUUGCUCCAGGUGUGUGGAGGGAUACUUUUGUGACCCAGUCUCCAGGGAGCCCUGUGAACCUUGUCUGUGUCCUGACACUCAGUCCAGUGGACGGUUCUUCGCUAGCACCUGCAACAAUGACCCAGAGUCUGGUAGCCUGACCUGUGACGGCCUGGCUGUACACAAAGGUGUUUUUGUGUGUUUAUGUCGGUGCAUGUGCACUCUUUUCAACAUUUUAUGAAGCUACAGUGGGGCAAAAAAGUAUUUAGUCAGCCACCAAUUGUGCAAGUUCUCCCACUUAAAAAUAUGAGAGAGGCCUGUAAUUUUCAUCAUAGGUACAUGUCAACUAUGACAGACAAAUUUUGGAGAAAAAAAUCCAGAAAAUCACAUUGUAGGAUUUUUUAUGAAUUUAUUUGCAAAUUAUGGUGGAAAAUAAGUAUUUGGUCACCUACAAACAAGCAAGAUUUCUGGCUCUCACAGACCUGUAACUUCUUCUUUAAGAGGCUCCUCUGUCCUCCACUCGUUACCUGUAUUAAUGGCACCUGUUUGAACUUGUUAUCAGUAUAAAAUGCACCUGUCCACAACCUCAAACAGUCACACUCCAAACUCCACUAUGGCCAAGACCAAAGAGCUGUCAAAGGACACCAGAAACAAAAUUGUAGACCUGCACCAGGCUGGGAAGACUGAAUCUGCAAUAGGUAAGCAGGUUUGAAGAAAUCAACUGUGGGAGCAAUUAUUAGGAAAGGGAAGACAUACAAGACCACUGAUAAUCUCCCUCGAUCUGGGGCUCCACGCAAGAUCUCACCCCGUGGGGUCAAAAUUAUCACAAGAACGGUGAGCAAAAAUCCCAGAACCACACGGGGGGACCUAGUGAAUGACCUGCAGAGAGCUGGGACCAAAGUAACAAAGCCUACCAUCAGUAACACACUACACCGCCAGGGACUCAAAUCCUGCAGUGCGAGACGUGUCCCCCUGCUUAAGCCAGUACAUGUCCAGGCCCGUCUGUAGUUUGCUAGAGUGCAUUUGGAUGAUCCAGAAGAGGAUUGGGAGAAUGUCAUAUGGUCAGAUGAAACCAAAAUAGAACUUUUUGGUAAAAACUCAACUCGUCGUGUUUGGAGGACAAAGAAUGCUGAGUUGCAUCCAAAUAACACCAUACCUACUGUGAAGCAUGGGGGUGGAAACAUCAUGCUUUGGGGCUGUUUUUCUGCAAAGGGACCAGGACGACUGAUCCGUGUAAAGGAAAGAAUGAAUGGGGCCAUGUAUCGUGAGAUUUUGAGUGAAAACCUCCUUCCAUCAGCAAGGGCAUUGAAGAUGAAACGUGGCUGGGUCUUUCAGCAUGACAAUGAUCCCAAACACACCGCCCGGGCAACGAAGGAGUGGCUUCGUAAGAAGCAUUUCAAGGUCCUGGAGUGGCCUAGCCAGUCUCCAGAUCUCAACCCCAUAGAAAAUCUUUGGAGGGAGUUGAAAGUCUGUGUUGCCCAGCGACAGCCCCAAAACAUCACUGCUCUAGAGGAGAUCUGCAUGGAGGAAUGGGCCAAAAUACCAGCAACAGUGUGUGAAAACCUUGUGAAGACUUACAGAAAACGUUUGACCUGUGUCAUUGCCAACAAAGGGUAUAUAACAAAGUAUUGAGAAACUUUUGUUAUUGACCAAAUACUUAUUUUCCACCAUAAUUUGCAAAUAAAUUCAUUAAAAAUCCUACAAUGUGAUUUUCUGGAUUUCUUUUCUCAUUUUGUCUGUCAUAGUUGACGUGUACCUAUGAUGAAAAUUACAGGCCUCUCUCAUCUUUUUAAGUGGGAGAACUUGCACAAUUGGUGGAAGAACUUGCACAACUGACUAAAUACUUUUUUUCCCCACUGUAUUUGCUAGUUUGACUGCUCACUACUGACCUUUGAUCCUCAUUUCUCUCCCUGCCCAAAUUCCAUUCAGGUCUACGCUGUGAUGCCUGCUCCGCUGGUUUCUAUGGCGACCUGACCACGCCAGGCGGCGGCUGCAAGGAGUGUCUCUGUAACAACAACAUCGACCCUGCUGACAGUGUGACAGGAGAGUGUCUGCGUUGCCUCCACAACACCCAGGGACCCCACUGUCAGAGCUGUAAGCCUGGCUACUAUGGAGAUGCAUUGGCCCAGAACUGCAAAGGUAUAGCAGGGACACACAGUAUACAAAUCAUCAUCUGGCCCAGGACUGCAAAGAGGUUAAUAUUUAUGGUGGUCAAUAAAGUGUGGGGGGGCUGUCAAUGUUUUGCCCCUAGAUGCACCACACCUCCCCAGAUAAUUCUUGCCUGCUCAAUGUGUGAUUAUUAUUAUUUUUUAACAGUAGUGCUUUGUGUUUUAUGUUGUAAUUGUCUGAAACUCUGUGUGCUGCUAUUUUGGCCAGGUCUCUAUUCAAGCAAUAAGGCACGGGGGUGUGGUAUAUGGCCAAUAUACCAUGGCUAAGGGCUGUUCUUAAGCACGACGCAACGCGGACUGGUCCCAGCUCUCUUCAGGUCAUUGACCAGGUCCUGCCGUGUAGUUCUGGGCUGAUCCCUCACCUUCCUCAUGAUCAUUGAUGCCCCACAAAUUGAGAUCUUGCAUGGAGCCCCAGACCGAGGAUGAUUGACCGUCAUCUUGAACUUCUUCCAUUUUCUAAUAAUUGUGCCAACAGUUGUUGCCUUCUCACCAUGCUGUUUGCCUAUUGUCCUGUAGCCCAUUCCAGCCUUGUGCAGGUCUACAAUUUUAUCCCUGAUGUCCUUACACAGCUCUCUGGUCUUGGCCAUUGUGGAGAGGUUGGAGUCUGUUUGAUUGAGUGUGUGGACAGGUGUCUUUUAUACAGGUAACGAGUUCAAACAGGUGCAGUUAAUACAGGUAAUGAGUGGAGAACAGGAGGGCUUCUUAAAGAAAAACUAACAGGUCUGUGAGAGCCGGAAUUCUUACUGGUUGGUUGGUGAUCAAAUACUUAUGUCAUGCAAUAAAAUGCAAAUGAAUUACUUAAAAAUCAUACAAUGUGAUUUUCUGGAUUUUUGUUUUAGAUUCCGUCUCUCACAGUUGAAGUGUACCUAUGAUAAAAAUUACAGACCUCUACAUGCUUUGUAAGUAGGAAAACCUGCAAAAUCGGCAGUGUAUCAAAUACUUGUUCUCCCCACUGUAUGUGUGUUUCACUGUCAGUAUGUUUAUGUGUGUCCCCAAGAGUGCUCCUGUGACCGGCGGAGGACGGAGGUGACCCAGUGCCCUCUGGGCAGCCCGUGUUUCUGUGACCCACUCACGGGGCAGUGCCCGUGUCGGGCGGGCGUGGUGGGCACGCUGUGUGACGAGUGUGCCGACAGCUUCUGGAACAUUCAGGGAGAGUCCGGGUGCCAACCGUGCAAAUGUGACCCUGCCGACUCCCUCAAUAACCACUGUGACAAGGCAAGGCCCCUAUACUCUGUAACACUUAAUUUUACAUACGGAUAAAUAAAGAUAUAUUCUAUACUAUUCUAUGUCAAAGCAUGGUAGACUGAGAUAUGUAUUUUCCCAUACUAUAUUGGUAAGCCUUCAUAUUUGGCUCUUCAGGUGUCUGGUCAGUACCAGUGUCGUACUGAGUUUGGAGGCAAACAGUGUGAUGAGUGUGGGGAGAAUCACUUUGGGAACCCUGACCUGCAGUGUGUCAGUAAGUUGUGGCCGAAAGUGAUUCAUUGAUGAUGGCUAAGUAUUGGGUCUUUUAGUUUCUAGCACCACAAAGAGAGACAAUGCUGUUGUGUACAGAUUUCCCUGUAAAAGAAAAAUGAUUAACACCUGUCCCUUUCCUCCCUAUCCCGUCUCCCUAGUCUGUGACUGCAUCAUGGAGGGUACCGACCGUCCUGCCUGUGACCCCUUGACAGGUGAGUGCCUGUGCCGCGUUGGUGUGAAGGGCAUCUUCUGUGACGAGUGUGCCCCCGGGUAUGACCAAGUCUUCCCCUCCUGCACCCCGUGCCACCCCUGUGCCGUCCUGUGGGUGGACAACGUCACUGACGUCCACCGUGCUGCACAGAGGAUGCGCACGGUGGCGAGCAGCUGGAGCCAGGAUACAGUAGUCAGUGGCAACGCAUGCUGGAGAUGCACUCCAAGUUGGACUAUCUGGUGAACCUGACGGGGAGAUCUCUACCUCGGGUGAAGGAUGUGGAGAAGUUCUUUGUCAGAAUCUUGUAUGUACAUUUCUGAAAGUGAUUUAUACUAUACUUUGACAGUUAUCUUGGAGCUGUAUGCAUUUUCCUUUGCUCUUUGUCCUUCCUCACAGGAAGCUCAAAGAUACCAUAGACCCCAACAGCAUCAUCAUGGACCCAACAUCUGUUCUGAACACUGAGAUUGACAACAUCCGCCGCGAGUUCAAGAUGCUGUUGGAUAACUUAAAGGACAAAAUCAGCGAGGAGCCAACAGUAGAUCCAGAGAAACUGCAGGGUACAUAUGGCCAUAUUGUUUGUUUAAAUAAUUUGUAAUUCACUUUAACUUCACUGUGUGUAUAGAGCAACUUGAUAAAAUGUAAAGUGUGAGUGUCUUAUUGUUGGGGACUGUUAUUUUGAUGCUGAUCCAGAGGCCCUGGAGGAGAUCAGGAAGCAGCAUGCAUACUUCAUGGCUGAUGAUAAGAAGGUGAAGGAGGCCAAAAGGGCCCUGGAGAACUCCAUGGACACAAGGCAGGAGGUCAACGACCAUCUGUCCAGCUGCAGCCACUUGGGAGACAUGGAGGCGCUGGAGAAGAAUGUCAAGGCUCUGAGUGUGGUAUUGGGGAUUUAUUAUUCUCCUAAAUUGAUGGGAUGACUAACUUAGAAAGAAUGCAUUCUUGACUGGGCUAAUGUAGGUUGUGACACCUGGCAGGCUGUGAUUGAUGUGAAGAGCUGUUUUAGGGGGUAAAAUUAGAUAAGGAUUGUGUCUCCAAAUGCUAGACUAUACUGGUUCUUUGUGAUCUGUGAACCUUCCUUGGACAUAGGAAUGGUGUCUAAGGGAGCUGGCUCUUCUCACUAUGACAGGUUGUUAUGAUGAACGUAUGCCUGGUAACAGAAGAGGCUGGCAACAGGGGUGCAUCAACGGAUUGGCUGAGUAAAGUUUAAACCACACUCAGUCCUUUACUCUGAUUGGCCAGCAGAGAAGUGGGAAACUUUAUCUGUCAGAGUAUUUGAGUAUUGGAUCUGAAACAAUGUGUUAGUUCUCUGGGGUGCCAUGCGAGGUAUCUCAGAGAGCCCGUAUAUACGAAACAUCAUAUUUACCAUUGAAGGUUUUUGCAUUAAUUAAAAUAACUAGUAUAUCUUAGAAGUCGUGUUGACCUCUUUUGUUCCUAAUACCAGAUUUUAAUUGACGCGACUUUGACAGUGGCCAAACUCAACAAAAACAUGGGUGUUCCUUAUUGUAGUGCUUGCACUGCAUGCAUCAAAAGACUGAUGUGUUGCGUGAAUGUCAGUCUGUUUCAAUUGUCGCCAGCACUAUGUUGAUAGUCAGCCAUGGAAAUAUUCUGAUUUAAAGGCCCAGUGCAGUCAAAAACGUGAUUUUCCUGUGUUUUAUAUGUAGGUUUGAAUAAUAUUUUGAAAUUAAUGAUAAUUCCCUUUUAGUGCAAGAACUGUUUGAAAAGACCGUCGUUUUGGCCUGCCUGGUGACAUCACCAGGUGGUAUAUUAGUUAAUAGACCAAUAAGAAAGACAGUUCCAAACCUCUCUACCAAUAACAGCUAAUUUUCAGUUUUCCCCUCCCCACUCAGACCACUCCCAGACAGUCCUAGCAAAAUUAUUGCUUGAUAAAUUGCUCUUUGCUAAGCUGUUUUUGUUUAUUUUUGACAAUUUUCAUUGAAAACAAUCACAGUAAGGUAUUUAAUUUUUACCCAGAAAUUAUUUGAUUUAUUUGACACAAGUCUCAAUCUAUCCUGUUCAGAUCAAUGAGGCCAAACAGAUGACCAAGGACACCCAUCAUCAGGCGGAGGAGAUGAAGAAGAACAUCACUGACAGCAAGGAGAUGUUUGAGAGGGAGAAGAAAGACACCAAGGACCUCAUCAAGAGGGUCAAAGACUACCUCACAGGUCAGUGUGGAGGCUAGCUGGAAAUAAGACUACCUCACAGGCCAGUGUGGAGGCUAGCUGGAAAUAAGACUACCUCACAGGUCAGUGUGGAGGCUAGCUGGAAAUAAGACUACCUCACAGGUCAGUGUGGAGGCUAGUUGGAAAUAAGACUACCUCACAGGUCAGUGUGGAGGCUAGCUGGAAAUAAGACUACCUCACACAGGUCAGUGUGGAGGCUAGCUGGAAAUAAGACUACCUCACAGGUCAGUGUGGAGGCUAGCUGGAAAUAAGACUACCUCACAGGUCAGUGUGGAGGCUAGCUGGAAAUAAGACUACCUCACAGGUCAGUGUGGAGGCUAGCUGGAAAUAAGACUACCUCACAGGUCAGUGUGGAGGCUAGCUGGAAAUAAGACUACCUCACAGGUCAGUGUGGAGGCUAGUUGGAAAUAAGACUACCUCACAGGUCAGUUUGGAGGCUAGCUGGAAAUAAGACUACCUCACAGGUCAGUGUGGAGGCUAGCUGGAAAUAAGACUACCUCACAGGUCAGUGUGGAGGCUAGCUGGAAAUAAGACUACCUCACAGGUCAGUGUGGAGGCUAGUUGGAAAUAAGACUACCUCACAGGUCAGUUUGGAGGCUAGCUGGAAAUAAGACUACCUCACAGGUCAGUGCGGAGGCUAGCUGGAAAUAAGCUUGACAUUUCCAUGCAAAGAUCCCUUAAAAAACGUACUGAUGAGAUGUUGGCACCAGAGGACAUAGAAAGGUUGGCUAAGGGUGUUCUGGCCAUCCAGUUUCCGGGCUCUCCAGACAACAUCCGCUCCAUGAUCCAGAACAUCCGGGGCGUGCUGGCCAACUUCACUGAGUUCAAGGAGGAUCUGAAAUACCUGGAGGACCAAACCAAGACAGCCCAAGACCUACUGGAGAAUGCUCUGGAUAUCAGGUUAGCCAGUACCACAUACUGAAUAUGAGUGACUGUCACAUUCUAUAAACCUUUCUGCUAAAUGACCAUAUUUGUACCAUGGUUGUCAAUGUAUUAGGGACAGAACCAAGGGUACUGAUGUUAUGGAUAUCAAGAAAGCCAUAGCGGACACUGAGAAAGCACAGGACAAGGUUGAGCAAGAUCUGGAGAAGGCUACGGAAAGCAAUGACAUGGCGGACGAGAUGAUUAAAGAGGUAAUUCUCUCUCUCUCUCUCUUUCUAUCUUUCUCACUCACUCUCUCUCUCUUUCUCCAACUCUCCCUCUCUCUCUACCCAUUCCUGCUUGUUCGUAUUUGUAUUAGUCUAAACAUCCAUCAGACAUUCAUACUCUUCAGCUCUCAGAAGAAAGUAUGUUCUUUCUCAUAACUGGGCCCCGUGUAGCUCAGUUGGUAGAGCAUGAUGCUUGCAACGCCAGGGUUGUGGGUUCAUUUCCCACGGGAGGCCAGUAUGAAAAAUGUAUGCACUCACUAACUGUAAGUCGCUCUGGAUAAGAGCGUCUGCUAAAAUGACUAAAAUGUAAAGAAAUAACUGUAUAUAUCUGUCAUGGCCCCCAGAUUGAGAAGAAACUGAACAACACAGAGACUAACUUUAACUCCACUAGACCUCCAGAGAUGCUGGAGGAGAUUGAGGCUCUGAAGAAGAAGACAGAGAUGAACAGAGAGCAGGUGGAGCAGGCCAAAGCUGAUACUAACACAGCCCUGGGUAGCGCUACUGACACAGAGAAGGUACAGUUGAAGUCAGUAGUUUACAUACACUUAGGUUGGAGUCAUUAAAACUUGUUUUUCAACCACGCCACACAUUUCUUGUUAACAAACUAUAGUUUUGGCAAGUUGGUUAGGACAUCUACUUUGUGCAUGACACAAGUAAUUUUUCCAUCAGUUGUUUACAUUUUUCACUUAUAAUUCACUGUAUCACAAUUCCAGUGGGUCAGAAAUGUACAUACACUAAGUUGACUGUGCCUUUAAACAGCUUGGAAAUUCCAGAAAAUGAUGUCAUGGCUUUAGAAGCUUCUGAUAGGCUAAUUUACAUCAUUUGAAUCAAUUGGAGGUGUACCUGUGGAUGUAUUUCAAGGGCUACCUUCAAACUCAGAGCCUCUUUGCUUGACAUCAUGGGAAAAUCAAAAGAAAUCAGCCAAGCCCUCCACAAGUCUGGUUCAUCCUUUGGAGUAAUUUCCAAACGCCUGAAGGUACCACGUUCAUCUGUACAAACAAUAGUACGCAAGUAUAAACACCAUGGGACCACGCAGCCGUCAAACCGCUCAGGAAGGAGACGCGUUCUGUCUCCUAGAGAUGAACGUACUUUGGUGCGAAAAGUGCAAAUCAAUCCCAGAACAACAGCAAAGGACCUGGUGAAGAUGCUGGAGGAAACGGGUACAAAGUAUCUAUAUCCACAGUAAAACGGGUCCUAUAUCGACGUAACCUGAAAGGCCGCUCAGCAAGGAAGAAGCCACUGUUCCAAAACCACCAAAGAAAGCCAGACUACGGUUUGCAACUGCACAUGGGGACAAAGAUCAUACUUUUUGGAGAAAUGUACUCUGGUCUGAUUAAACAAAAAUAGUACUGUUUGGCCAUAAUGACCAUCAUUAUGUUUGGAGGAAAAAGGGGGACGCUUGCAAGCCGAAGAACACCAUCCCAACCGUGAAGCACGGGGGUGGCAGCAUCAUGCUGUGGGGGUGCUUUGCUGCAGGAGGGACUGGUGCACUUCACAAAAUAGAUGGCAUCAUGAGGAAGGAAAAUGAUGUGGAUAUAUUGAAGCAACAUCUGAAGACAUCAGUCAGGAAGUUAAAGCUUGGUCGCAAAUGGGUCUUCCAAAUGGACAAUGACCCCAAGCAUACUUCCAAAGUUGUGGCAAAAUGGCUUAAGGACAACAAAGUCAAGGUAUUGGAGUGGCCAUCACAAAGCCCUGACCUCAAUCCUAUAGAAAAUGUGUGGGCAGAACUGAAAAAGCGUGUGCGAGCAAGAAGGCCUACAAACCUGACUCAGUUACACCAGCUCUGUCAGGAGGAAUGGGCCAACAUUCAUUCAACUUAUUGUGGGAAGCUUGUGGAAGGCUACCCGAAAUGUUUGUCCCAAGUUAUUCUGACAUUUCACAUUCUUAAAAUAAAGUGGUGAUCCUAACUGACCUAAAACAGGGCAUUUUUACUAGGAUUAAAUGUCAGGAAUUGUGAAAAACUGAGUUUAAAUGUAUUUGGUUAAGGUGUAUGUAAACUUCCGACUUCAACUGUAUGUUGUGUGUGUCCACUUACUAACCACAACUAACUACUCACCAACCAGUAACCACUGACCACUACUAACUACUCAACAACCAACAACCACUGACCACUACUAACUACUCACCAACCAGCAACCACUGACCCCAACUAUCUACUCACCAACCAGCAACCAUUGACCCCAACUAACUACUCACCAACCACUGACCCCUACUAAAUACUCACCAACCACUGACCACUACUAACUACUCGCCAACCAGCAACCACUGACCAGUACUAACUACUCACUGACCACUACUAACUACUCACCAACCACUGACCACUACUAACUACUAACCAACCACUGACCACUACUAACUACUCAUCAACCACUGACCACUACUAACUACUCAUCAACCACUGACCACUACUAACUACUCACCAACCACUGACCACUACUAACUACUCACCAACCACUGACCACUACUAACUACUCAUCAACCACUGACCACUACUAACUACUCACCAACCACUGACCACUACUAACUACUCACCAACCACUGACCACUACUAACUACUCAUCAACCACUGACCACUACUAACUACUCAUCAACCACUGACCACUACUAACUACUCACCAACCACUGACCCCUAUUAACUACUCACCAACCAGCAACCACUGACCACUACUAACUAUUCACCAACCACUGACCACUACUAACUACUCAUCAACCACUGACCACUACUAACUACUCGCCAACCAGCAACCACUGACCAGUACUAACUACUCACUGACCAAUACUAACUACUCACCAACCACUGACCCCUACUAACUACUCACCAACCACUGACCCCUACUAACUACUCACCAACCACUGACCACUACUAACUACUAACCAACCACUGACCACUACUAACUACUCAUCAACCACUGACCACUACUAACUACUCACCAACCACUGACCCCUAUUAACUACUCACCAACCAGCAACCACUGACCACUACUAACUAUUCACCAACCACUGACCACUACUAACUACUCAUCAACCACUGACCACUACUAACUAUUCAUCAACCACUGACCACUACUAACCAACCACUGACCACUACUAACUACUCAUCAACCACUGACCACUACUAACUACUCACCAACCACUGACCACUACUAACUACUCAUCAACCACUGACCACUACUAACUACUAACCAACCAGCAACCAAUGACCACUACUAACUACUCACUAACCACUGACCACUACUAACUACUCACCAACCAGCAACCACUGACCACUACUAACUACUCACCAACCAGCUUACCACUUACUUAUUUACAAUCUCACUUUGGUACUACGUGGUGAUACUGUGAGUAUAAAACUAAGUAGGUAUGAGUUUUAGUUUUUCUCUGACUUAUUUGCCAGAAGCUUGAAAAGGUGACAGAGCUGUUUGAUAAGCUAAAGGAGGGAAACACAAACCAGGACAGUAAUGAAGUGGUCAUCGAACGCCUAAAGAACAUUACUAUGGAGGCAGAGAAAAUCACAAAAUAUGUUCAAGAUAAAAUUCAACAAAUUGGCGAUAAGUCUGAGACCUUAAUGGGGCAAUCUAAAAUUGGUCAUUUAGCAGACACUCUUAUCCAGAGCGACUUACAUUUAGUGAGUGCAUACAUUUUACUUCACUACAUUCCUAAAGAAAAUAAUGUACUUUUUACUCCAUCCAUUUUCUCUGUAUCCAAAAUUACUCAUUACAUUUUAAUGCUUAGCAGGACAGUCAAAUGUUUCCAAUUCACGCGCUUAUCAAGAGAAAAUCCCUGGUCAUCCCUACCGCCUCUGAUCUGGCAGACUCAGUAAAUACACAUGCUUCGUUUGUAAAUGAUGUCUGAGUGUUGGAGUGUGCCCUUGGCUUUCCCUAAAUAACAAAUUAUUUUAAAAAAUGGAACCAUCUGGUUUGCACAAUAUAAAAGAUUUGAAAUGAUUUUUACUUUUGAUACUUAAGUAUAUUUUAGCAAUUACAUUUACUUUUGAUACUUGAGUAUAUUUAAAUCCAAAUACUUUUAGACUUUUACUCCAGUAUUUUACUGGGUGACUUUCACUUUUACUUGAGUCAUUUUCUAUUAAGGUAUCUUUACUUUUACUCAAGUGUGACAAUUGGGUACUCUGUCAAUUCAAGAGAUUUAAAUUACAUUCAUGCAUAGAUCAAAUUCUCAAUGAAAGAUAUGGGUAAUGGAAUUGACCCCAAACCCUGACCAGUAGUAGUCAAAUAAGUUAAUUGCUAUAAUAAUUAUCUGAUCUUGUAUGUGCCAAAUGGCAUGGAUAUGUAUUUAUUUUUACAUAUUUAACUUUUAUUUCAUUUAUUCUGUUUAUUUAAUUCACUUAUUGAAGACAUGCUUAAAAGGGUCUGUGUUUGGAACCUGUUCCUACUCUGAUGUCAUGUCAAACAUGGGUUCUCUCAGGUUCUAGGUUGUAUUGUGUAAAAUGAAUUUCCUCACAUACAGUUUAUUGCAGCUAGACUGGGAAAGUCCCUUCUCUUUCCUCUCUACCUUUCGAGUUUUGCAACUGAAUUUAAGAAUGUAGUUUUCCUAAUCCUCCACAUGGGGGCAUGUGGUGAUCAUAAAACUGACGGAGUUGAGCACGAAGCCCCUCCUUACUAUUUUGUGAUAUGUAUUAUUAUGUUUCAAGCUGACCUAAUUAUCUGCUUACAUGAUCGUUGAUGUUAAAAAGAGGUAAAAGCUUUUAUGGGAACCUUUUUCAGGUUUCAAGUUAUUCUACCUCUAACUUUUUUUCCAAUCCUUUUCCCAUUUGUACCCUGGUCUCUGGUGGAAGUAGAUCUCUUUGUAAGAUUUGGCUGUUAUUUUGUGAAACUGUGUAAUACUGAAUUGGCCUAGUAUAUACAUAGCUUGUUAUUGGCCUGAAACAAUAUUUCCCUCAGCCUAGCUGGAGAUGUGAUGAGAUUAAACACACUAUCAGGUUUGGAAUGGGUCCCUGCUGGGUUUGGAAUGCGGCCAUUUGUCACAACUCUGGCGCCGGAAUGUUCACUCUCUCUUGCCUUUUGUACAUUAAAUGUACAUUGCCCAUUUAGAAUUGACUUGUAAAAUCCUAGAUGUCUGUUGCUUUAAACUCCAGCAUACACUUUCAGACUCUUGCUACCUCUCUCUCUCUCUGUCAUUCAUUCUCUCUCUCUCUCGCACUCUCUCAAUACCUCUCUUUCUUUCUCUACCUUUCUACCUCUCACUCUGUCUUUCUCUCUCUCUCUCUGUCAUUCUCUCUCUCUCUCACACUCUCUCACUACCUCUCUUUCUUUCUCUACCUUUCUACCUCUCUCUCUGUCUUUCUCUCUCUCUCUCUCUGUCAUUCAUUCUCUCUCUCUCGCACUCUCUCACUACCUCUCUUUCUUUCUCUACCUUUCUACCUCUCUCUCUGUCUCUCUCUCUCUCUCUCUCUUGCACUCUCUCUCUCUUUCUUUCUCUCUCUCUCUACCUCACUACCUCUCUUUCCAGGUCACUGCCCAUUCUAGUUGUGGGGAGAACACACACCACUUACUUCUCAUGUACUUUCCAUCCAGCCGUUAAUGUUUACGUUCCAUCCAGCCGUUAAUGGUUAAGUUCCAUGUUUGUUUCGCUUCAGUAAGACUUUGUGCUCAAUACAAUUGAACCAAGUUAGCAGCCUUUAUAUCCAGGUCCUAGAUCUGCAUAUGCUUGUGCCAACUCUUCUAUCAGACUAAUAACACGACAGAGAGGAGUUGGCUAACAAAGCAUAAACGGAUCUGAAGCCAGUCUGCAGUUUUUUCAUCGGUAGCAUUGAAUGAUGCUUCUCACAAAAGUCAAAUGAAGUUGAAGAAUGGUUGUAUCAAUGAGGUACAUCACAGGUAGAUGGAUAUAUUUUAUUCAAAAUAAAUAUAUGGAUAGAAGUUGAACAAUUUCCAGGUCUAUUGUUUGCUCUAAUCCUAUAGUGACUCUUGGGGGUGAGUUCCAUCUCAUACCCCCCAGGGGAGAGUUAGCCCACUCACCCCUAAGCAUGUGUCUUAGACUGGGGUCUGAAUUCCCUCCCUGCCCCCUGGUCGUGUUUUUAGACAUGAGGAAUUCACAGACCACUAAUGGCUCUGCCUAAUUGCAGGUUGCCACUGAUCCACUGCAUUUAAGAUUAGAGGAAAUAUCACCAGUGAUGCAGCUAAUUACAGAAGAAGGAGAUGAUUAUUUGAGAACCUUUUUUAACCUUUGUGGUUUUUGGUUGCGUCUGUCUGUUCUUGAAUGGACAGAUUGUGGUAUUUCUUGCCUGUCUGUUGUAUUUCUUAUCAUGCAUUAUUAGGAAUUAAUUCAGAAUGAGAUUUAGAUGUCACUGUAUUAGCCUAAUGUAAUGAAGACUUUAUCUUUGCAAGUGAGACCCCUUUUCUGUGUUUUAGGAUUAAUCUUGAUGUUAUUUUCAGCAGUAAACCAAGGAAUGGUUCUUGAAUACCACAAGUCAUGUCUUUCUUUCUUCAAUAUGCUCAGUGACUGUGAACAUAGUAUAGUUUCUCGGACUCAAAAACCUCAUUGAAUCUGUUCCUACAGUCGCCCUCUUGUCUUUUCAAAGAUAAUUGAAUUAGAACUGCCACCCUGUUUCUCCUCCAGCUAUGGUUGGAGCUGCUGCUGCUGCCACACACACACACACACACACACACAGUGACAUAUAAUUAAGGUUGUAGCUUCUUCACUGUAGGUGAUAGUUUAGUGUUUGGGUAAUCUGUGAUUACCAACAACUGUACAGGAAAGUUUUAAAUUCCAAUAAUAGGGCAAGACUUAACAGAACAUGAUUUGGAGUUCCACUUGGCGCAGGGGAAACACUGUUCAAGGCUCUCUUAACCUCAUUUCUCUUCAGUACAGUAAAUUAGUAGUAUGGCUUCAGUAACUAUAGUAUCCCUGCUUUACCUGUGCCUAGGGACAUAUAGGGCAGCUUCCUGCCUUUAGUGGAGGAAUGUCCUUUGUUCUAGAUGAGUAGGUCUAGGUGGGGGUUGGUAUCUGAGAGAGAAGACCUUUACAAUCCCAUCAAAUGUGUGAGUUUGAACUUUCUCUCAAUGUGAGCAGAGUGAGAUGCUGUCAACAUGAUCCUUCUGCUCCAAAUAAUCUGACACAUUUUAGAUAGAUACAGGUAAUGAUUGAUCUAUUAUGUAAUUGGUAGUCAAACUGUACAAGUUAGUUGAUGAGCAUUUGUAGCUGCUGGUUGUAGGACUUUACUGGAUUUAUCCAAUAGAGGCUUUGGGGGAGGGCGAGAUACACCCUGUGCGCAUGCUUGAGGAGAGAGGGACAGAGAAAAAAAAACUCAGUUUUCUCAGUUGUUGAGUGGAGCAGUCAGUGGGGUAGCAGGCCAAGAAAAAGCGUGAGGAGCAAAUCGCUACCAUAAGGAACCGCACACAGUCCCACGGAGAGGAAGCGCAACAGCAGAUAAAAGGUGGAAAUAUCAACAGAAAUGUUGAUAUUUCAAAUGGCGACCCUGCUAUGUAAGUUUAUUAUUUUUAACAUUUUGAAAUGUUUUCUGUAGAACGGAUAUCCAACAUUGAGGUAACUGAAAGUGCAUAAUGAUAAACUUUGCAUGUAGCCUAAUGAAGAAAAUACAAUUAGUUAUAUUUAUAGGGAUAUUAGUUCUAAAAGUUGAAAUAGUCAACGUUUCGUAGGCUAAUUUCAUUCAUCAUAUGUGGAGUUGUUUGUAAUUUUUGUUUGACUAUGACACAUAUUGUUCUUGUUAUAAACUCGGCAUGAAACAAUUAAAGAACUUCAUGUGGCAUUAAUAUAAAUCAAAGACCCAUGGAAAUGGUAGGCUUAUAUCCUGUUUUUCAGAUUGUGUUUUCGACUAUAAAGUUCAUUUUUAUUAUGGAGGCCUAUCCUAGUUUUAAAAGUUUUACGAACAGGGAGACCAAAGUUCUGAGCACUUUUCGUUAGUAUUUUAUUCUAAUACUUAGGCAAUUUGAUCUAAUAGCCUAAUUAUCUUUGAUAUUUUGUACAAUAAAACAUCACUCCACAACCUGUAUUGGAUAAAUCCCAUUGUUCAAUAUUGCCUCUUCUUUGUGUAGCCGCAGGGGCGUGCGUCCUUGCCCAGGUACCAGAGUUCAGCGAUGUGUGCACGGAGGGGAGCUGCUACCCCGCCACGGGAGACCUUCUCAUCGGCAGAGCCCACCAACUCUCCGCCAACUCCACAUGCGGCCUCCACCGGCCCGAGCCGUUCUGUAUCGUCAGUCAUUUACAGGUAAAUGCUUCUGGCACAAGUACAGAGCACAUUUGCACUAGGCCCAUGUGUUAUUAUAGGCCUAUAGACUUCAUUAACUAUCACACAAAUAUUGUUAUGCCAAGUUGACAACAGUGCAAUCAAUGAUCAAGGUGGUGCUGCUAUCAAUAUGAUUCGUUAUUAUUUCAGUGGCAGGAGUGCGUAAAAGUACCGAUAUUCAAUAUUCACGAUAAGCAGAGGAUUUGUUGUGCCUCUGGGCAAGUCUCUCGUUCAUGCCUGUAGUAGCGAGGUAGAUAAGCAAUACAUAGAUAGGCGCCAUAAUAAAGCAUUCCUGGAAUUGCUAACCUGAGGGUGUUUGUUCUUGGAAAUGGGAAAGAUAGUUUUGACCUUGUGAAAAUUUGUGUUGAGAAUAAAAUGGUGCUAUAUUCAUUGUCUUGCAUGCCUGGAGGGGGAUUCCUUUCCCAAGUAGUCUAGGCUACUGCUAAACAAAGUAACAAAGUGCAAAGAGGCACAAAACAAGCUAUGAGGUUAACUCAUAAUUAAACAUUAAUUACAGUAUCACAUAUUAAAUGAUAACAUUGUUUCAUUUCCUCAGUAAGAAAGAUCCACUAUUUAUUUUAAUGGGGAAUAAAUGCAUGCUCAAAAUUAAAAUGAUCUUGCCUUUGGCAAUUUGGCUUUCAGAUUUCAUAAUAACUACUGUAAGGUUUACAGUCAAUCCCUUGUCUGUUGGGGGUGGAAUAUAUACAUGGGAUAUAUUCCAAAUAUCCCUUGGGCUUUUAUUGUCAAUACAAGGACUUCCUUUCACAUAUUUUUUAUUAAACUCCUGCUUUCUCAAUGUGAGCGUAGGAGUGGGAAAGAUCUUUAGGAUUUGGGAAGGAUUGGUUUAGGAGUCACACGACCCUCUGAGUUGUCUAGACUGCUUCCUGGAUCACAGAAUCAUUCUAGAAGCGUUAUUAAGGUUCAGACCAACAAUGACUUCAAUGACUUGAAAGUGGCUGUGCCAGCAGCUUGGAUGCAUGGGGGCUCAUUGUACUGACACAGACAUUCCGUGGUUAAAGAUAUCCAAACUCUCAAACAACCUUCUCUUGGACACUUGAGUAGCCACCAUCAAAUACUUUUGCCCCUUACAUGAAAAUAAAUGUUUGCCUUGCUUGAGACAUCAUCCUGUUUGAUCAGUAUCCACCUAAAUCAAAUGUACUAGAAAUGGCUGAUUCUUGUUCUCCACCACCUUAACUGUAGAUUAUUUGUGAAUACUUCUAUGAUGUGUUGAGCAUCUAUUUAAAGCAGGGGUGUCAAAUUCAUUCCAUGGAGGGCCGAGUGUCUGCAGGUUUGAGUUUUUACCUUUCAAUUAAGCCCUAGACAACCAGGUGUGGGGAGUUCCUUACUAAUCAGUGAACUUAAUUCAUCAAUCAAGUACAUGGGAGGAGCGAAAACCCGCAGACACUCGGCCCUCCGUGGAAUGAGUUUGAUACAUGUGAUUUAAAGUAUGUUAUGCCCUGAGCAUGCAAACGUUUUAAGAUGGAAAUCUAAUCUAAUACAAUUAAUUUAAUUUAUGUCACCACUGAAGGAGAGAGAAACCAGAUCGUGUCAGUGAAAGACGUGAUCCAACAGGGUUACAUUUCUUAUCAAACAAAUAUCUAUGUACUGAAAUUAAAAUCUAAGUGUGUGGCUGUGGGCACACUUCUGUUGCAUGGUCUGGAUGUAUAGAAUGUUUACAAUCUUGUAAAGUUGUUUUCUUGUCAAGUGAAGUGGUGAAAAGACGUUGGAAGGACAUCCAGAUGGUGCUGAAUUUGAACCCUUGAGCAUGUGUACACAUUCACACACACACACACACACACACAAGCACACAUAGUGUGUUUUCUGAACAUCUGGUGGCCAAAUGAAGCCUGCGUUGUCAGCAACCUACGGUAAGCCUUCACUGAUGAGAGUGAGACCAGGGCAAAACAGACUCCUCCUUUUAAAAUAGUUAAAGCCCUAUUUGGCUCAAUCACUACUUUCAGCAUCUAUAUCUGCUCUUGAUAAAAGACCCAAUUUCAACGACUUCUGUAUGAAAGGGCUCUUCAAAGAUGUUCAUUAUGUGUACCCUUCGCUGAUUGGGAGAAAUCUGCUUGGUAUCCCAAAAAUCCCACAGACAAUUUAAUCUCUCUCCCUUUCUCCCAAUCUUCACGGUCUCUUCAGGAGGAGAAGAAAUGCUUUGUGUGUGACUCCACCGACGUCUAUGUCAAAAGUGUGGUGAAUGCCACCACCGGCCACCGGGUGGAGAAUGUCGUGACCACAUUCGCCCCCAACCGCCUGAAAACCUGGUGGCAGUCAGAGAAUGGUGAGUUCUCGUGGGGAAAAAAUUGUGGACGGCUAGUAAGCAGACUAGUUCAAUUAAAGGUGACUCUAUCUUCCUUUCCCCCCUCUCGGUAUAUUUUCACCCUCCAAUCCCUUAGCUAACCCCUUUAAUCAAUGUGAGGGGAGACAUCAAAGAGAAAGCAGUAAUGGCUGACUAAGACGAUGACCAGUCUGUCAACUUUGGAAUGACAGGAUUAACCCAUGGGGAAUGAUUACCUAGGUGGCUGUUAGAUGAGGCUGGGUUACACCCUGUGUACACCAUGUAUGCAGGGUUCCCCAACUGGCAGCCCGUGGGCCGAAUUUGUCCCGCGGGUGGCUUUAUUUGGCCCCCCAAGUUUUCUGAGCAAAAUAAUAUAUACAGUGGGGAGAACAAGUAUUUGAUACACUGCCGGUUUUGCAGGUUUUCCUACUUACAAAGCAUGUAGAGGUCUGUAAUUUUUAUCAUAGGUACACAUCAACUGUGAGAGACGGAAUCUAAAACAAAAAUCCAGAAAAUCACAUUGUAUGAUUUUUAAGUAAUUAAUUUGCAUUUUAUUGCAUGACAUACAGUGGGGAGAACAAGUAUUUGAUACACUGCCGAUAUUGCAGGUUUUCCUACUUACAAAGCAUGUAGAGGUCUGUAAUAUUUAUCAUAGGUACACUUCAACUGUGAGAGACGGAAUCUAAAACAAAAAUCCAGAAAAUCACAUUGUAUGAUUUUUAAGUAAUUAAUUUGCAUUUUAUUGCAUGACAUACAGUGGGGAGAACAAGUAUUUGAUACACUGCCGAUAUUGCAGGUUUUCCUACUUACAAAGCAUGUAGAGGUCUGUAAUAUUUAUCAUAGGUACACUUCAACUGUGAGAGACGGAAUCUAAAACAAAAAUCCAGAAAAUCACAUUGUAUGAUUUUUAAGUAAUUAAUUUGUAUUUUAUUGCAUGACAUAAGUAUUUGAUACAUCAGAAAUGCAGAACUUUAUAUUUGGUACAGAAACCUUUGUUUGCAAUUACAGAGAUCCUACGUUUCCUGUAGGUCUUGACCAGGUUUGCACACACUGCAGCACGGAUUUUGGCCCACUCCUCCAUACAGACCUUCUCCAGAUCCUUCAGGUUUCGGGGCUGUCGCUGGGCAAUACGGACUUUCAGCUCCCUCCAAAGAUUUUCUAUUGGGUUCUGGUCUGGAGACUGGCUAGGCCACUCCAGGACCUUGAGAUGCUUCUUACGGAGCCACUCCUUAGUUGCCCUGGCUGUGUGUUUCGGGUCGUUGUCAUGCUGGAAGACCCAGUCACGACCCAUCUUCAAUGCUCUUACUGAGGGAAGGAGGUUGUAGGCCAAGAUCUCGCGAUACAUGGCCCCAUCCAUCCUUCCCUCAAUACGGUGCAGUCGUCCUGUCCCCUUUGCAGAAAAGCAACCCCAAAGAAUGAUGUUUCCACCUGCAUGCUUCACGGUUGGGAUGGUGUUCUUGGGGUUGUACUCAUCCUUCUUCUUCCUCCGAACACGGCGAGUGGAGUUUAGACCAAAAAGCUCUAUUUUUGUCUCAUCAGACCACAUGACCUUCUCCCAUUCCUCCUCUGGAACAUCCAGAUGGUCAUUGGCAAACUUCAGACGGGCCUGGACAUGCGCUGGCUUGAGCAGGGGGACCUUGCAUGCGCUGCAGGAUUUUAAUCCAUGACGGCGUAGUGUGUUACUAAUGGUUUUCUUUGAGACUGUGGUCCCAGCUCUCUUCAGGUCAUUGACCAGGUCCUGCCGUGUAGUUCUGGGCUGAUCCCUCACCUUCCUCUAUGAUCAUUGAUGCCCCACGAGGUAAGCUCUUGCAUGGAGCCCCAGACCGAGGGUGAUUGACCGUCAUCUUGAACUUCUUCCAUUUUCUAAUAAUUGCGCCAACAGUUGUUGCCUUCUCACCAUGCUGUUUGCCUAUUGUCCUGUAGCCCAUCCCAGCCUUGUGCAGGUCUACAAUUGUAUCCCUGAUGUCCUUACACGGCUCUCUGGUCUUGGCCAUUGUGGAGAGGUUGGAGUCUGUUUGAUUGAGUGUGUGGACAGGUGUCUUUUAUACAGGUAACGAGUUCAAACAGGUGCAGUUAAUACAGGUAAUGAGUGGAGAACAGGAGGGACAUACAAGACCACUGAAAAAUCCCAGAACCACACGGGGGGACCUAGUGAAUGACCUGCAGAGAGCUGGGACCAAAGUAACAAAGCCUACCAUCAGUAACACACUACGCCGCCAGGGACUCAAAUCCUGCAGUGCCAGACGUGUCCCCCUGCUUAAGCCAGUAAAUAAUAAUAAUAAUAAUAUGCCAUUUAGCAGACGCUUUUAUCCAAAGCGACUUACAGUCAUGCGUGCAUACAUUUUUUUUUUUUGUUCUUUUUUUUUUUUGUGUAUGGGUGGUCCCGGGGAUCGAACCCACUACCUUGGCGUUACAAGCGCCGUGCUCUACCAGCUGAGCUACAGAGGACCACAGUACAUGUCCAGGCCCGUCUGAAGUUUGCUGGAGUGCAUUUGGAUGAUCCAGAAGAGGAUUGGAGAAUGUCAUAUGGUCAGAUGAAACCAAAAUAGUUUUGGUAAAAACUCAACUCGUCGUGUUUGGAGGACAAAGAAUGCUGAGUUGCAUCCAAAGAACACCAUACCUACUGUGAAGCAUAGGGGGUGGAAACAUCAUGCUUUGGGGCUGUUUUUCUGCAAAGGGACCAGGACGACUGAUCCGUGUAAAGGAAAGAAUGAAUGGGGCCAUGUAUCAUGAGAUUUUGAGUGAAAACCUCCCAUCAGCAAGGGCAUUGAAGAUGAAACGUGGCUGGGUCUUUCAGCAUGACAAUGAUCCCAAACACACCGCCCGGGCAACGAAGGAGUGGCUUCGUAAUAAGCAUUUCAAGGUCCUGGAGUGGCCUAGCCAGUCUCCAGAUCUCAACUCCAUAAAAAAUCUUUGGAGGGAGUUGAAAGUCUGUGUUGCCCAGCGACAGCCCCAAAACAUCACUGCUCUAGAGGAGAUCUGCAUGGAGGAAUGGGCCAAAAUACCAGCAGCAGUGUGUGAAAACCUUGUGAAGACUUACAGAAAACGUUUGACCUGUGUCAUUGCCAACAAAGGGUAUAUAACAAAGUAUUGAGAAACUUUUGUUAUUGACCAAAUACUUAUUUUCCACCAUAAUUUGCAAAUAAAUUCAUUAAAAAUCCUAUAAUGUGAUUUUCUGGAAUUGUUUUCCUCAUUUUGUCUGUCAUAGUUGACGUGUACCUAUGAUGAAAAUUACAGGCCUCUCAUCUUUUUAAGUGGGAGAACUUGCACAAUUGGUGGCUGACUAAAUACAUUUUCCCCCACUGUAUAUAUAGAGAUUUUUUUUUAUUGUUGGACAUAAUAGACUAAAAACACCAGGAAAUCAGCUCCAAGUAAUUUUAAUUUAAGAAAUCUGUUCCCAAGUAUUCCCACGCAUAAUAGAGAGAAACAUGUGAUCGUAUACAAAUAUAAGCAAGGUUUGAAAUGAUGUUUUAGUCAAACAUUACACUCCUGAGUGGCGCAGUGGUCUAAGGCACUGCAUCGCAGUGCUAACUGUGCCACUAGAGAUCCUGGUUCGAAUCCAGGCUCUGUCGCAGCCGGCCGCGACCGGGAGACUCAUGGGCGGCGCACAUUGGCCCAGCGUCGUCCAGGGUAGGGGAGGGAAUGGCCGGCAGGGAUGUAGCUUAGUUGAUAGAGCAUGGCGUUUGCAACGCCAGGGUUGUGGGUUCGAUUCCCACGGGGGGCCAGUAUAAAAAAAAUAUGUAUUCACUAACUGUAAGUCGCUCUGGAUAAGAGCGUCUGCUAAAUGACUAAAAAUGUAUCUGUUUGGGCUUCUUGAGGUCAAUUUGCCAUCUACAAAUUAUUUGUAAUUAUGUUCCCGACCAUCCGCUCAAAAAAAUAUCGGCCCACAUCUGAAUCUAGUUGAUGAUCCCUGAAGUAAUGGAUGUUAAUAAGAGAGUUUUCACUUCUUACCAUGUCAUAUGUGAGCAUAUUGGCUUUGAAGAGUUUUGAACAUGGGGUAUUCAACUGGGGGUACGCUAAAAAUAAUAAAAAUAAUAAUAUACAGUUGAAGUCGGAAGUUUACAUACACUUAGGUUGGAGUCAUUAAAACUUGUUUUUCAACCACUCCACACAUUUCUUGUUAACCAACAACAGUUUUGGCAAGUCGGUUAGGACAUCUACUUUGUGCAUGACACAAGUAAUUUUUCAAUAAUUGUUUACAGACUGAUUAUUUCACUUAUAAUUCACUGUAUCACAAUUCCAGUGGGUCAGAAGUUUACAUACACUAAGUUGACUGUGCCUUUAAACAGCUUGGAAAAUUCCAGAAAAUUAUGUCAUGGCUUUAGAAGCUUCUGAUAGGCUAAUUGACAUCAUUUGAGUCAAUUGGAGGUGUACCUGUGGAUGUAUUUCAAGGCCUACCUUCAAACUCAGUGCCUGUUUGCUUGACAUCAUGGGAAAAUCAAAAGAAAUCAGCCAAGACCUCCACAAGUCUGGUUCAUCCUUGGGAGCAAUUUCUAAACGCCUGAAGGUACCACGUUCAUCUGUACAAACAAUAGUACGCAAGUAUUAACACCAUGGGACCGCGCAGCCGUCAUACCGCUCAGGAAGGAGACGCAUUCUGUCUUCUAGAGAUGAACGUACUUUGGUGCGAAAAGUGCAAAUCAAUCCCAGAACAACAGCAAAGGACCUUGUGAAGAUGCUGGAGGAAACAGGUACAAAAGUAUCUAUAUCCACAGUAAAACGAGUCCUAUAUCGACAUAACCUGAAAGGCCGCUCAGCAAGGAAGAAGCCACUGCUCCAAAACCACCAUAAAAAAGCCAGACUACGGUUUGCAACUGCACAUGGGGACAAAGAUCGUACUUUUUGGAGAAAUGUCCUCUGGGCUGAUGAAACAAAAAUAUAACUGUUUGGCCAUAAUGACCAUCGUUAUGUUUGGAGGAAAAAGUGGGUGCUUGCAAGCCGAAUUACACCAUCCCAACUGUGAAGCACGGGUGGCAGCAUCAUGCUGUGGGGGUGCUUUGCUGCAGGAGGGACUGGUGCACUUCACAAAAUAGAUGGCAUCAUGAGGAAGGAAAAUUAUGUGGAUAUAUUGAAGCAACAUCUGAAGACAUCAGUCAGGAAGUUAAAGCUUGGUCGCAAAUGGGUUUUCCAAAUGGACAUUGACCCCAAGCAUACUUCCAAAGUUGUGGCAAAAUGGCUUAAGGACAACAAAGUCAAGGUAUUGGAGUGGCCAUCACAAAGCCCUGACCUCAAUUCUAUAGAAAUAUGUGUGCAGAACUGAAAAAGCGUGUGCGAGCAAGGAGUCCUACAAACCUGACUCAGUUACACCAGCUCUGUCAGGAGGAAUGGGCCAAAAUUCACCCAACUUAUUGUGGGAAGCUUGUGGAAGGCUACCAGAAACGUUUGACCCAAGUUAAACAAUUUAAAGGCAAUGCUACCAAAUACUAAUUGAGUGUAUGUAAACUUCUGACCCACUUGGAAUGUGAUGAAAUAAACAAAAGCUGAAAUAAAUCAUUCUCUCUACUAUUAUUCUGACAUUUCACAUUCUUAAAAUAAAGUGGUGAUCCUAACUGACCUAAGGCAGGGAAUUUUUACUGGGAUUAAAUGUCAGGAAUUGUGAAAAACUGAGUUUAAAUGUAUUUGGCAAAGGUGUAUGUAAACUUUCGACUUCAACUGUAUAUACUGUAUAUGGGGGUUUCCCUCACAAUGUUUUUAUUAAUAUUGCUAGCAAAAACAGAAAAAAAUCAUUUCAAAUUACAUACAGUAGAAAAUACAUAUCUUCUUUCUAAUGAUGUCAACUUUAUUUCUCAACUCUUAAUAUUGAGCAAAUUACUCUCAUUGGAGCUAAUUACAGUAUCUGACAUAGGCUUAGAAAAAGCACCUGCGAAUAGUCUACCAGUGUGGCAAGUGCCGCUGUCUGCUGGAAAACUUUCCUAAUUUGGACAUACAUUUUUGCCAACACAUGGCUAACCUUUGUUUAAACAGCUGCUUUUAGCGAAAAUGUGUUUGGAGUUACCUUUCUAACUAAUAGGCUAUGUUAGAGUUUACACUUCCUCUUCCAAUUAUAAUGUAGGGAGGUAAAAAUUAUGAAAAACUAUCUACCAAAUCUAUUCGUUUCAAAAUGUUGACUACUUCUCCUUACCAUUAUCAUUCACCUGAUGAAAUGACAAAACAUGUGCAAAAAAAUGUUUUGCUAACAUAUGAUGGGGGUACCUGGGUCGCCAGUUUGCCUGGGAGGGUGUCCCUCGGCAAGAACAGGUUGAAGACCCCUGGUUUUGAAGCAUUGUUAAUGAUUACUAGGAGGCCAAAAGCAUUGAAAUCGUCCCCAACUUAGAUACAAAUUCAGCUAUCCCAAGUGCAUCUUGCCUUGAAAGAGUUAACUCCCAAAAAGUGCUGCAAGGUUAUUAGAUUCAGAAAGUAAUCUGAUAGGAGUUUGGGGAGGUUUAGCCGAGGAAAAAGCGGUGGGAAUAUUUCUCCGGAAGAGCAGGAAGGAGGUUAAUAUUCACUAGUGGAGCAGCCAACUCCACAGAUGGGCCUGGGAAAAGAGACAGGGAAUUUCCAUUCAUAAUCCAGACUAUAUUGUACUAGAUCCUAUAGAUCCACUCUAUUACAACACAGUCCCAGUAGACCCCAGCUCAAAGCACAACCCCUCUUACUACCUUUUCGAACGGCCUUCUCCUCGAAAGCUGUGCAAGACCAUCGCCCAAGAACAGCCAGAUCCUACUACAUUUGUUUUGUUAAAUUGUAUUUUGUUUGUUUUGUUUUUAAAGCGACUUUGAGAUUCUACUUGUAAUGGAAAAGCGCUAUAUAAAAUAAAUUUAUUAUUAUUAUUACAAUUAUAAUUAUUAUAAGCACAGAUGAGGUUCCCCCAAAACUAAUGUAAAACUGACACCUAACUGUCCCAUUCUACAAUAUAAGAUGGGGAGGGGAACGCAUUAGUGCUUAGUUGCUGAACUGGGUGUUGUUGUUAAAGUAACGCAUGAAUUUCAUUUAGUCUAAUGAUGAGUUUCAACAUUUUCUCUUGUUAUACAUCGUUGCAUAUUGAUAAGUGGUGGCUUGUUAAACAAUAAACAUAGCCUAUUAAUAUUAGUUUCACCAAAGAAAUGGGGAGAUUUGAAACGGUUACGUUGUUAUUUGCUGCUUAACUGCCCAGCAGCUAUGCGUAAAACCCACUGCCCCAUUUUGUGGCGAAGAAGAUGGAUGUCAGGAAUCAGAAGGGCAGCCAUGAGCUUUAUAUCAUAGAACAGAACCAACCAUGAUAAGACUAUGGAGGGAGAGGUGAAGAGUUAAUGCAUGUUUUCUGGUCCAGAAUAAGAACUGUGAAGAGUGGAUAAGUGUCAUGUAGAGUUAACCAUUCCAGCUUGUGUUAUGCUUGGCUCCAGUGGAACCAUGUAUGUACACUCAUGUUUUUGUUUCUCUCUCUCCACCCUCUCUGACUUCAUCACUUUUUUAAAAAUGUAAUUCUUCCCUUGCCUUUUGAACCUCUCUUUUUGCUCUGUCCCCUCUCUCUCUCUCCUUUUUUCAUUUGUUUUCUCUUUCCCUCUUCCCUUUCCCCCGCUUCCUCCUUCUCUCCCUAGGUCUUGAGAAAGUGACCAUCCAGCUGAACUUGGAGGCAGAGUUUCAUUUCACCCACCUCAUCAUGACCUUCAAGGUAACCAAUGGGGAGGCCGGGUCAGAGGGCUCAAUGUGGGGGAGCGUGGGUAGUGUGUAAGGGGAUGCUGGCUGGACCGUCUACUCUGCAGAUUAUCACAAGGCUCGGCCUCUUGGGAGAUCUACCACACACACAUUUACAUUUUAGUCAUUUAGCAGACGCUCUUAUCCAGAGUUCGAUUCCCCCCCGUGGGAAUCGAACCCACAACCCUGGCGUUGCAAACACCAUGCUCUACCAACUGAGCUACAUCCCUGCUGGCCAUUCCCUCCCCUACCCUGGGCCAAUUGUGCGCCGCCCCAUGGGUCUCCGUCGCGGCCGGCUACAACAGAGCCUGGAUUCGAACCAGGAUCUCUAGUGGCACAGCUAGCACUGCGAUGAAGUGCCUUAGACCACUGCGCCACUCGGGACACACGCAGUGCACACACACAAACACACACACACACACCUCCCCAGCUGUGUGUGAGCCUGAGGAAUGGAGAACAGACCGCCCAACCGUCUGGGAUUGUUCGCUCCACACAGAUCUGGCCUGUAUCACUUUACUCACAAUUGCAGCUAAUUUUGCUUUUCACAGUCCCCAGGUCCAGAACAAAUUCAAGGAAACGUACAGUAUUAUACAGAGCCAUGAGUGCAUGGAACUCCCUUACAUCUUAUAUAGCGCAAGUGAACAGCAAACCUAGUUUCAAAAAACAAAUAAAGCAACAUCUCACGGCACAACGCCUCUGCCCCAUGUGACCUACUUGUUGUGUGUAUGUACUGACAUGUAUGUGUAACUGAUAGAUGCACACACAUACUACAUGUUAAGUAUUUUGUCUGUAAUGUCUUCUCGUUAAAUGUCGGACCCCUGUAAGACUAGCUAUCACCAUUGGCGUUGGGUAAUGGGGAGCCUAAUAAAUCAAAUUGAAUGAGUAGGUAUGUCCAAACUUUUGACUGGUGCUGUAUAUCACCAAGAUGCAUAAGUAUGGUUUCUCCUCUACGACAGACCUUCAGGCCUGCUGCCAUGGUGAUUGAGCGGUCAGCUGACUUUGGGCAGAACUGGCAGGUGUACCGCUACUUUGCCUAUGACUGUGAGUCCGCAUUCCCUGCCAUAUCCUCGGGGCCCAUGCAGAAAGUGGAUGAUGUCAUCUGCGAUUCACAUUACUCCGACAUUGAACCAUCGACAGAGGGAGAGGUGUGUGUUUUGCAUGACUGAGUAAUAACUAAUUAAUAACUAAUCACAUAUAUGACAUAAUAUUCUGGAUGUGUUGGGAGAAAAGAAGCCAUUGAAAAAACGGUGUAAUCCCACUGACUGUAAACCCAUCUGUCUCUGUAGGUCAUCUUCCGAGUUUUGGAUCCAGUUUUCCGUAUUGAAGAUCCCUACAGCCCCAGAAUCCAAAGUAAGUUCCAGCGAUGAUAUGUGUACUUAAUGAUUUAUGUCUGCUAAUAAGUUCUUAUUAUUAUCCUUCCCAUUUUUGGACAAAUACCAGCUAUGUGUUGCCUAUUAGCCAACUAUAACUGCAAAGUAAAUGUCUACACAUAAUGACCUCAGGGCUACAAGCUAACGGCUAACAAACGUCUCUUUCUCCUUUAGACAUGUUGAAGAUCACCAACCUGAGGGUGAAGUUCACCAAGCUGCACACUCUGGGAGACAACCUGCUGGACUCCCGCAUGGAGAUCAAGGAGAAGUACUACUAUGCUGUCUACGACUUGGUGGUCCGGGGUAACUGCUUCUGCUAUGGACACGCCUCAGAGUGCGCGCCCGUCGACGGGGCUGGGGAUGUUGUCGAGGGCAUGGUGAGUUCUCGCUGAUAAGAUUCUCCUAGUUUUCAUCACUUACAUAGGCCCACAAACCCACCAUCACCCAGUCCCAGAGAGUGCUUGCGCCUUUGUGCCAAAGAAGUGUUGACGAGUGCCUGUUUUGUUUUCUGUAGGACAUCAGGUCUCCUUAGGUCAGUGGCAGUCGGUGCCGUUUAAGAUGAGGGAGGACGCUCAUUUAUUUAAUGAGCAUUGCCUUAUUUCUAUUACAGCAUAUUGGAUGACUAUCAUUCAUAUUCCAUUCACCCAGUUCAAUGUAAUAUCGAUAGGUUUAGGCUACUACAUGAUACUCUAAUUUUCCCUAUACCCAUCAUGAGGUUGCUACAACCUAGCCUAUGAAUGAAAGUUUACAACUUAGGUGCACAGGUUGAGAGAAACACUUUGAGUAAUCAAGGUGACAGACAGUGGCACAUUCAAUACCGCCUUGCACACUCUUGCCUGCAUCUAGCUCAGGUGUAUCAAACUCAUUCCACGGAGGGCCAAGUGUCUGAGGGUUUUGGUUUUUCCUUUCAAUUAAGACCUAGACAACCAGGUGAGGGGAGUUCCUUACUAAUUAGUGACCUUAAUUAAUCAAUUAAGUACAAGGGUGGAGCGAAAACCCGCAGACACUCGGUGAUCACAUGUGAUCUAGCUGAUCUUGGAUGUAAUCAUUAGUCCCAACAGUUACAAACAAGAGUUUCUAUUCAGGUAUGUUUAUCCCUGUUUCGUUCCGUUUAAGAAACGUUUUUCAACAGAAUCAGCAGAAUGAAUACACCCAUGAUCACACUCAAACACAGUUCACUUUCAUAGCAGCCACAUACAAACAGCAUGAUCACUUUGCUCGUUAAUUCCUUCUCGCAUCUACGCGCUCUCCUCCUCUCACCUUUUCCCUUUGCUUGUGGGCUUCAGUGCACAACACAUCAGCUAUCUGUUACCAGGCAAAAAAAAAAUUCCAAGCCAAACCUUCAUAUCAUAACCACUACACACAGCCAACAUCGUUGUCAACAUAUUAGCUAACGGCAGUCAACAUAGCUACUAGAACUAACACGUUAGUAAACCCGCUACAAUCAUGCAGUACAGUGUACAGUUAGCAAGCAGUUUAGCAGUUAUACAAGCGGGCCCCGGUGGCAAUAAAUUAAUAAAACCAAAAGCUUAACUUGACUUGGAAAAGUUCCAGUGUUGGAUAGCCAUAGCCAGCUAGCUAACAUAGCAUCCCCCUCUGUUGAGCUGGGUGUUUGAGUCGGCUAAAUUAGCUAGCAGCAUUCGCUAGCAAAGUGAAAGUGAAAUAAAUACAACUAAAUAUAGCUAUCUCUCUCUCUCGCGUCCUCUUCAUUUUUAAAGAAAUUAAUUUGUUCAAAACUGUUAAACUAUUGUAUUUUUCUCUCUUUGAGUCAACUACUCACCACAUUCUAUGCACUACAGUGGUAGCUAGCUGUAGCGUAUGCUUUCAGUACUAGAUUAGUUCUCUGAUAAUUUGAUUGAUUGUCAGUUCAUGUUGCAAGAGCUCUGAUAGGCUGGAGGACGUCCUCUGGAAGUUGUCAUAAUUACUGUGUAAGUCUAUUGAAGGGGUUGAGAACCAUGAGCCUCCUAGGUUUUGUAUUGAAGUCAAUGUACCCAGAGGAGGACGGAAACUAGCUGUACUCCGGCUACACCAUGGUGCUACCCUACAGAGUGCUGUUGAGGCUACUGUAGAUCUUCAUUCCAAAACAGUGUGUUUUAAUCAAUUAUUUGGUGACAUGAAUAUAUUUAGUAUAGUUUUAUCUAAAAAGGAUAACUAUUUUUUUUUAAAUGAAAUUAAUUGAGGAGGAUGGUCCUCCCUUUCCUCCUCUGAGGAGCCUCCAGCAUGUGUCUUGUUUGUGUAUGCUAGGGAGAGAAAAGGCAAACAGUGCACUUCCUGUAUAGUCUCUGCUAUGGUCUGCUUACAGUCUGUGUCUGUCUGCAGCUAGGCUACUCUACCUCUUGUUCACUGUUAUUAUAUAGCCUAUUCACCAGGAAAUAUUAACUUUAACUUAAGAUGAAUCAAACUUCCUCUCAAACCCAUUUUGCAGAUUGGUUGUCAAAUUGAUUCCCUCACAUUACAAUGUCUUAAAGACAAAACAAGAUACAGUUACACCUUGCCUGAAGAUGCCUGACAUAAAAGCUACACUGUAAACAUGUCCUGCUGCCAUCUGGAAUGGGGAAUACACGGAUAGAGAUGGAGGGAAAAAAGAUCUCUGGAGCAACCGCCUUUCGUCUGUAGUUUCCAUUUGCUUUUGCACUGAUAUCUCAGAUGUAAUUGACCAUGAUGGUCAAGGGAAGCACAGUCAAAUACCACUGAGGCCUCAGUCUCUGCACAGUAGUUGAUAGGUCCCUGAACUGCACUGUUAAAUCCUGAAUAUGUGAAAUCAUUUUAAGGUGGAUAUCCAUAGAUCAUUUGUGUUCGUGGUUUAUGCACAUGCAUAAGCGACAAAGUAAUGGCAUAUUCACUGCUUAUAAGUGCUUAUUAAUGCUAGUUUAACUCUACCCACAUGUACAUAUUACCUCAACUAGCCGGUGCCCCCGCACAUUGACUCUGCAACGGUACCCCCCUGUAUAUAUAGCCUCCCUACUGUCACUUUAUUUUUACUUACUUACUACUUUUUUUGUUUAAAAUAAAUGCACUGUUGGUUAAGGGCUGUAAGUAAGCAUUUCACUGUAAUGUCUGCACCUGUUGUAUUCGGCGCAUGUGACCAAUAAAAUUUGAUUUGAUUUGAGUUUCUUACCUCUGUAUGUUUUCCCUAAGGUCCAUGGCCACUGUAUGUGCAACCACAACACCAUGGGGCUGAACUGUGAGAAGUGUCAGGACUUCUACCAUGACCUGCCCUGGAGACCAGCCGAGGGACGCAAUACCAACGCCUGUAAAAGUAAGCCACCUUACGCUAACAAACUGUCUUAAUUAAGAGUUCCCAAAGGGGAACUAAAGGGGAAUGUUACAGUUUGUGUCCCCUUUCAAUUGAUCACUUGUGAUGACAGGCUGCAGUGCCUGCUCAGUCCGUUUACAACCCUUUACAACCCUCAAACUGCCUUUUUAUAAACCCCCCAUCUCUCUCACGCUCUCUCCUUCUCUGCAGAAUGUAACUGUAACCAGCACUCAGACUCGUGUCACUUCGACAUGGCAGUAUACGUCUCCACGGGCAAUGGGAGCGGUGGUGUGUGUGAUGAGUGCCAGCACAACGCUAUGGGACACAACUGUGAACAGUGCAAACCCUUCUACUUCCAGCACCCAGAGAGGGACAUCCGUGACCCAAGCAUCUGUGAAUGUAGGUUGAACCUUGAACUUUAAACUCCAGCACCCUCUACUCCUCCACACCCCACCACCCAAGCCCAGCCUUCCCUAUCUCCAUCCAUCUGUCCAUCCUUCCAUCCAUCAUGUUAUUUUCUCCCCAUUACUUCUCCACCUCUUACCCUCUACUGUUUCUUCCACUCUCCCUCCCUCCCUACAUCUCUCCACUUAACUCCUACUCCCCACUCUGCCUCAUCUCAUCCAUGACUCUGUCUGUCUCUCUUUAGAAAUAUAUAUUUUCAUGUUUUCUCCUCCUCCCAUCUGGCUCUUUGAUCCUGCCUCUGUGGUCUGGAUCUGAGAGAACACCUGGGUUUUGAAGCUCUAUCAGCCAAACCAGUGGUGUUACCUUUUAACCCCAAACCACUGUAGCGUGGAGAGAGACCCUUCUCAUGUGUCACCUCUCCCCUAGGCUUUCAUGGCUCUAGGUAAAAAUUGACCUCAGGCCGCAGAGGAUGCAUAACUGACCUCAGAUUAGCAUCUGGGAGAACUUCAUCCUACUCUGCUUUGAUGUGGGAAUGAUGGGCUUGUUAGGCUUUUCACACUUGUCUCACCAGUGUUUUGAGUCCAUGUGUUUGUGGUGUGUGAGAGAGAACUUCCAUUCAAGUUUCAAGUCAAUUGCACAAAUACAGUGAAAUGCCUUUCUUGCUUGCUCUUUCCCAACAAUACUGUAACACCCUUUGUAAGGCUUUUUUUCUCCCCUUUGGUAUUCAGUUUGAUAUUUUUGUUAGUCCGCAGGUAGCUACAGUUAAGCAUAUCAAUUCUUCAAGCAGAUCAAAUAACCUUCAGCGCUUACAGUAUGUACCUUUCUUGAAGAGGAUGUACUUCCCUUAUGAAAGAUCAAAUACCUCCCAUUGAUGUUGACCUUGACCAUUUCCUUUUGCUUGUUAAGUUUGACUUCCAUUCCAUGAAUGUGAACUUCACAAUUUUUUUCUUCGUCCUGUUAGAUAGUCACCAUUGCAGCUUUCUACUCCACCAGUUCCACUCGCAAAUACUCCAUUUUACAUAAUAAUGCCUAACUCAAUGUUCCUGAUGAUUCCCAUCUCUGUAGCGUGUAACUGUGAUCCGGUGGGCUCUCUGAAUGGCGGGAUCUGUGACAGGAUGACUGAUGUGUCGUCUGGACUGAUCUCUGGCCAGUGUCGCUGCAAGCCCAAUGUGGAGGGAGAGCGCUGUGACCAGUGCAAACAGGCCCACUACGGCUUGGGAGACCACCCUCUGGGCUGCCUGGGUAAAGACACACACACACAUUUACACAUGUGUUAUCGGAGUCUGGAGCUUUUUCAAGCAGUAGAUGUCUAAAUUGUAUUAGAAUAACUAUAAAUUGUUGUUUUUCCCAGCCUGCACCUGUAAUGCCCUGGGGACAGUUCCUGGAGGGAGCCCAUGUGAUACAGACUCGGGAGACUGUUACUGCAAACGCCUGGUCACCGGGAGGGACUGUGACCAGUGUAUGGUAAGGAACCUUAUUCUUCUGAUUUACUUACUUUGUACACAACAGUCACUAAUCAAAGUCCACUUUGCUAACUGAUGGACCAAAAGGUUAACGCUUUCACUCUGUGAGAGACAGUUGACUAAUGAUCUCAUGGCAGGUGACGUCACCAAUGGCCACUAGUUACACAUCUGCUACACACAUCUGCUACAUACAGUGCCUUCAGAAAGUUUUCACACCCCUUGACUUUUUCCACAUUUUCUUGUGUUACAGCCUGAAUGUAAUAUUUUUUGGGGUCACUGGCCUACACACAAUACCCCAUAAUGUAAAAGUGAAAUUAUGUUUUUCAAUGUUGUUAUUAUUAUUUAUUUAUUUUACAAAUGAAUUAAAAAUGACAAGUUGAAAUGUCUUGAGUCAAUAAGUAUUCAACCCUUUUGUUAAGGCAAACCUAAAUAUUUCAGGAGUAAAAAUUUGCUUAACAAGUCACACAAGUUGCAUGGACUCUCUGUGCAAUAAUUGUGUUUAACAUGAUUUCUGAAUGACUACCUCAUCUCUGUACCCCACACACACAAUUAUCUGUAAGGUCCCUCAGUCGAGCAGUGAAUUUAAAACACAGAGAGGAAGGAAACCACUCAGGGAUUUCACCAUGAGGCCAAUGGUGACUUUAAAACAGUUACAGAGUUUAAUGGCUGUGCUAGGAGAAAACGGAGGAUGGAUCAACAACAUUGUAGUUACUCCACAAUACUAACCUAAAUGAAAGAGUGAAAAGAAGAAAGCCUGUACAGAAUACAAAUAUUCCAAAACAUGCAUCCUGUUUGCAAUAAGGCACUAAAGUAAUACUGCAAAACAAUUUGUAAAGCAAUUAACUUUUUGUCCUGAAUACAAAGUGUUAUGUUUGGUGCAAAUCCAAUACAACACAUUACUGAUUACCACUCUCCAUAGUUUCAAGCAUAGUGGUGGCUGCAUCAUGUUAUGGGUAUGCUUGUAAUCGUUAAGGACUAGCGAGUUUUUCAGGAUAAAAAAGAAACAAAAUGGAGCUAAGCACAGCCAAAAUCCUAGAGGAAAACCUGGUUCAGUCUGCUUUCCACCAGACACUGGGAGAUUAAUUCACCUUUCAGCAGGACAAUAACCUAAAACACAAGGCCAAAUCUACACUGGAGUUGCUUACCAAGAAGACAGUGAAUGUUCCGAAGUGGCCUGGUUACAGUUUUGAUUUAAAUCUACUUAAAAAUCUAUGGCAAGAUCUGAAAAUGGUUGUCUAGCAAUGAUCAACAACCAAUUUGACAGAGCUUGAAGAAUUUUUUAAAGAAUAAUGGCCAAAUGUUGCACAAUCCAGGUGUGUAAAGCUCUUAGAGACUUACCCAGAAAGACUCACAGCUGUAAUCGCUGCCAAUGGAGCUUCUACCUAGUAUUGACUCAGGAGUGAGAGAAUUCUGCAUGAAAUGUUCUAUAAAGUUGCAAACAUUUCUUAAAACAUGUUUUCACUUUGUCAUUAUGGGGUAUUGUGUGUAGAUAGAUGGGUGAGAAAAAAAAUAUGUUUAAUCCAUUUUGAAUUCAGUGUGUAACACAACAAAAUGUGGAAUAAGUCAAGGGGUAUGAAUACUUUCUGAAGGCACUGUACAUUCUGUAAGGGGUUUGGUGGCUUAACUGUUGUCACCAAGGCUGUACAUCUUUGGGCCAUGCAACACCCUCUGGGUUGUAAGGAGACUGGUGUAUCUGCCCACAGCUUGGAAACAGCUUUUACAGUGAAAUGUAGUGGGAGGUCGUUAACAACGUGUCAUUUAACAAUAUGUGUGUGUAUCCUACAGCCUCAGCACUGGGGGCUAAGCAAUGACAUGGAUGGCUGCAGACCAUGUGACUGUGACCUAGGUGGAGCCAUCAAUAAUGAGUGAGUUCAAAGUUCACUUUGCUAAUUAGUUAAUCUAAAUGCCUCACUUAAAAAAUGUAUAAUUGCUAAACGAUUCUUCAUAGUUGCCUCUUUUCAUACAGACACAGAAGUCUUAAAAUGAACUGUUACCUUGAAUGCAACACUAAGAUUAACAUUUUUUAACUCUGAUUAAACUCCCUGACAUUCCCUCCCUGUCCUCUCUCUCUCACUCCAGUUGUUCCCAGGAGACUGGUCAGUGUGUGUGUCGAGAACACAUGUUUGGCAGGCGCUGUGACCAGGUGGAGUCAGGCUUCUACUUCAUCGCCCUGGACCACUACACCUACGAGGCAGAGGACGCCAAAUUUGGACCUGUGAGUCACCUUUCUACCUUUGACCUUUGGUCAAUGACCCUGAUGUGUCUUUCUUCUUCUAAGUUCCUCUGGGAUCAUGGGUGUUCCCUACUAAUCCUUGUGACUUCUCUUUCUUCCUCUCUAUCUCUCUAGGGUGUGACAGUAGUUCAGAGACCCCACCCUCAGGACCGUAGCCCCACCUGGACAGGGGUAGGUUUCGUCAAUGUUCCCGAGGGGGCCUACCUGGAGUUCUCCAUCGACAACAUCCCCCACUCCAUGGAGUACGACAUCCUCAUCCGCUACGAGCCUCAGGUCAGUCCCAGCACAUACUGCCUUCCCAAUGGACAUAAACUCCAGUGCACAUGAGUGUCGGAGGAUAUUAAUUUCUUCCUUUCCUUAAUUGAUUAUGUUAGGUAACGUUGCUGCUUGUCAAGGUCCUGUCAUUACCCUUUUGUUUACCUGUUUACCAAUGUCUAUGUACCUGUUAUGUUGCCGUAGUUACCAGACCAGUGGGAGGAGGUGUUGAUGACAGUGAUGCGGCCCAGUGUGAUCUCAGCAGACAGUCGCUGUGCCAAUACCAUGCCUGACGACGACAACCAGAUGAUAUCCCUCCACCCCGGAUCACGGUAAACACACACCGCCUCCUCUGUCUGUGUGUAUGUGUUGGGGGAGGAGGACUGUUGGGUAACUGGUGGGUGGGUGUGAGAGAGUGAGUGAUGGACUCUGAGUCUGUAUAUUAGGUAUCCUGUGAGUCUGUAUAUUAGAUAUCCUCUAAGUCUGUAUAUUAGGUAGACUCUGAGUCUGUAUAUUAGGUAUCCUCUGAAUCUGUAUAUUAGGUAUCCCCUGUCUGUAUAUUAGGUAGACUCUGAAUCUGUAUAUUAGGUAUCCUCUGAAUCUGUAUAUUAGGUAUUCUGUGAGUCUGUAUAUUAGGUAUCCUCUGAGUCUGUAUAUUAGAUAUCCUCUAAGUCUGUAUAUUAGGUAUCCUCUGUCUGUAUAUUAGGUAUCCUCUGAAUCUGUAUAUUAGGUAUCUUCUGUCUGUAUAUUAGGUAGACUCUGAGUCUGUAUAUUAGGUAGACUCUGAGUCUGUAUAUUAGAUAUCCUCUGUCUGUAUAUUAGGUAGACUCUGAGUCUGUGUAUGCACCCUGUAUGUGCCCUGAGGGUUCCCCAUUGAGAACACUGAUUUUGUGUGUGUGUCAUAGGAGUAUUUUUAAACGUGUGUCCUUUUCUGACAUCCAUCUCUCUCUCUCUCUCUCUUGUCUCUUCAGAUAUGUGGUGCUCCCCAGACCAGUGUGUUUCGAGGCAGGGAUGAACUACACUGUUCGUCUGAGUCUGCCCCUCUACUCUGCACUCAGCGACAUCCAGUCCCCAUAUACACUCAUUGACUCGGUUAGUUCCCACACACACACACGCUGUCAAACACAUAGACACAACUCUGACUUUUGCUUGAAAUAUCCAUGGAAGUCUAUUCGAGACUUAGGCAGAAAUUUCAGCUACUAGGAUUUCAUAUUAGGAUUGGGCCUUACUGACUCCAUACUAAAUCUCAUUCCAUCUCCUGUAACUUUCUUCCCCAUCUGUAGAUUGUGCUGAUGCCCCAUUGUAAGAACCUGGAGAUCUUCACUGGUUCUGAGGGCGGUAACUUGGCCACCAACAGUGCCUGGGACACCUUCCAGCGCUACCGCUGUCUAGAGAACAGCCAGAGCGUAGUGAAGACCCCCUCCACAGACAUCUGCCGCAACUUUAUCUUCAGCGUAUCCGCUCUGCUGCACCAAGGAGCUAAAGGUAUGGCACCGUAUGUGUUUCUCAACUAAAGGUCUAAAGAGAGUUUCUCAACUAAAGGUCUAAAGAGGGUUUCUUAACUAAAGGUCUAAAGAGGGUUUCUUAACUAAAGGUCUAAAGAGGGUUUCUUAACUAAAGGUCUAAAGAGGGUUUCUUAACUAAAGGUCUAAAGAGAGUUUCUUAACUAAAGGUCUAAAGAGAGUUUCUCAACUAAAGGUCUAAAGAGGGUUUCUUAACUAAAGGUCUAAAGAGGGUUUCUUAACUAAAGGUCUAAAGAGAGUUUCUUAACUAAAGGUCUAAGAGAGUUUCUUAACUAAAGGUCUAAAGAGAGUUUCUUAACUAAAGGUCUAAAGAGGGUUUCUUAACUAAAGGUCUAAGAGGGUUUCUUAACUAAAGGUCUAAAGAGAGUUUCUUAACUAAAGGUCUAAAGAGAGUUUCUUAACUAAAGGUCUAAAGAGAGUUUCUUAACUAAAGGUCUAAAGAGAGUUUCUUAACUAAAGGUCUAAAGAGGGUUUCUUAACUAAAGGUCUAAAGAGAGUUUCUUAACUAAAGGUCUAAAGAGAGUUUCUUAACUAAAGGUCUAAAGAGAGUUUCUUAACUAAAGGUCUAAAGAGGGUUUCUUAACUAAAGGUCUAAAGAGAGUUUCUUAACUAAAGGUCUAAAGAGAGUUUCUUAACUAAAGGUCUAAAGAGAGUUUCUUAACUAAAGGUCUAAAGAGGGUUUCUUAACUAAAGGUCUAAGAGAGUUUCUUAACUAAAGGUCCUCUGUAGCUCAAUUGGUAGAGCAUGGCGCUUGUAACGCCAGGGUAGUGGGUUCGAUCCCCGGGACCACCCAUACGUAAAAAUGUAUGCACACAUGACUGUAAGUCCCUUUGGAUAAAAGCGUCUGCUAAAUGGCAUAUUAUUAUUAUUAUUAUUAUAUUUAAGAGGGUUUCUUAACUAAAGUUCUAAGAGAGUUUCUUAACCAAAGGUCUAAAGAGGGUUUCUAAACUAAAAGUGGAACUGACAGCGUUUUAGCAACAUAAAAUCGUAUUAAAAUCUGUUCAUAUACAGCCCUAGGAAGAAUAUGAUUACUUUUUUCUUACAUUUUAUGAGAAGCGAGCACUUAUAAGGUCAUUUUCACGUUGUCAUACUUUCAUAGAAGGUUUGGGAAUGACGUAGAGUAAGACAUUUGUGAACAAUCUAUAGCAAUAUAGAGUGGGAAAGCGGCCGUGCGUUUGGACAAUUAAUAGACACUGCAGCAAAUAUAACCUAAUAAAAACGUAUCAGUCUUGUCCAGGACCUGACUCUACACAGACCGGUGCGCCAUAGCCAAUCAGAGCUACAGUAAGCCUAUAUGCAAAUAAGCCAUUUUCCACACGCGCCUGCCCAAAUGGACUGUGUGUUUACAGGCAGUAGUAACAGAGCGACUUUAGAUCAUUAGAAAGCAUUCGCCAAAAGCCACAAAAUACACCAGAAUGGAUUUCUGCAAAUAUGUAAACACCACGGGAGUCCUCUUAGAUUUGGGAACUUUACAGUCCUAUUGAUCAAACAUGAACAGGUAGGCUCUCUUCCUCAUUUGCCUCUGCACAACAACAACAAUAUCAACAUCUAAUGUUAGCCAGCGCGAGAUGAGCUCAAAUCUAAUGAGGGAACAGUAGAUAAACCCUUCUCAAACUUUUUCAACUUGUAGUUAGCUGUCAAAAUUGCACUGAUAAAUGAUGGGGAAUAGUAGCCUGCUCACCCUUCUGCGGCUUGCCUGCCAAUGCAUGCUUGUCUCAAUCCACGUUUUGACAACUGAAUGGGAACUUGCCUGCGUCCCCGCCCAUUUGAUCGAUGCCAACUGCAUUUGAUUGACAACUAAGAGAUAUGCUAACUCUGGAUAGUCGUUCAAGUUCAGCAUAGCUAGCAAUUUCAAAUGUCUUGCUAUCUAACCAAAUUACACCUGCAUCUCUAGCUGUAACCACUGAAAAACUCACCCACUCGUCCAAUGACAUGACAUCCUCCCAGCAGCUAGUUAGUUAGAUAGCUAACGUUAGGCUCUGGGUUUUUAGCUUGCUACAUAAAUAGAUAAGCUAGCCUAUUAGUCACAUUAUAACUGACUUGUGGUCAUUGCCCUUGCUAGUUUGAUUGUAUUGACAUUCCCAGCCUUACUUACAGUUGUCUGUUUUUGUCCAAAAUAUUCAGUCAUUGAAACUGAAAUAGUGCAUCCCGAAUGGCUGGAGGCAGCAAACAAUGUACCAGGCCAGCUGUGAUUUACAACCUGAUAGCAAUAUUUGCUGGACUACCAAGAAAUGUAUUGAUGAAUUAGCUAUAUUAAUCAUGCAUUAAACUGCAUCCAUCUAUUCUGACUACAAUACCUUACUGUAUGUCAUGGAAUUUUUAGUCAAAUAGAACCUAUUUUAUGAAGUUGGUUUUGUAGCAUAAACUGGGAAUUUGAUAUUUUUCACUGACAUUAUUAUUGCCUGUUUGUUUCAUAUCUGCAAAGUAGUUAAACCGCUGUCAGUUCCACUUCAACUAAAGGUCUAAAGAGGGUUUCUUAACGAAAGGUCAUUGUCAUAAAGUUUGUGUUUCAAUCACAUACAAUUGACCCUGGUCGGCAUUGUUUGGGAAUGACAUAAUUUCAUUCCAACGUUGACCUCCGUCUGACAAUCAGACCCAGUCAAUCUCCACGUACACUCCCAACACUAAAAGUAUAUUUCUCUCUCCUCUAUACAUCAGCUGUUUCAAUCCCUUUCUUUUUAUUUUCCUAUCUCUUUAUUUCCUUUCCUUUCAUUCCGUACCCAUUCCUGUGCCUCUGGCAUAUUGCUGUUGUCUCCGGUUUCUGACCCAUGUCACUCAUCAACAGUUACGCUAUGUCUGUCUGCUCUCCUGUCUGUCUGCUCUCCUGGACUUGUAUUGGACCCUGGGGCCCUAAGCUUGAUUAGAAGCCCUCUCGGAUCUUGACACACUGAAAAGACCACAGAGGAAUUUUCUCAGCCCACCACAGCAGUAAAUCUCCUACUCUGCCAGACGGAGUGAGAACUUGUCUCUGCUGCCAGUCUAGUAGUAUAUACCGGGUUCAUGCUAUCGUAGGACAGAUUUCAUGGAUUUAUUCACAUAGGUGAUCUGACUUAGAUUAGAAGAGUAUAACAUAAUAUAAAGGAUGCAGUCAAAUAUAAUACUCUAUUAUCUUGAGGAAAACUUUUCUUACACAUGCAAGCAUCAAUGAAAACUAAACAUAGCAUCGAUAUGACAGCACUUAAAUUGCAACAUAUAGUUAAAUGAGAAUGAAUUGUUAUUGAAAUAUGCCGUAAGUGUGAUAUGAUUUUAAUUGUAUAAAUGUUUUCUAGGAAUGCUGUCAGUAUGAGUUCAAAUCCUCCCAGCUGUGGAAGUCAUAUAAUCUUGUUUCACUUAGCAGGUUGAGGUUUUUUGAGGUCUCCUGCACAGAUGUAGGUCCCACAUCUGCACAAAUCAUGUGGUUUCGCAGGUCCCUUUUAAGUCUUAUCCCAGUCUUAGCAGUUAGUAAAGGUUGGAGUGUCUAAACCAAGGUCUGCGUGCGAUAAUCUAGUCCCAGAGAUACGUUUGCCUAUCCUAGAUCUGAAGGUUCCGACAUUGCUGUGGUGUCCCCUUAAACCACAGUGGUUUAGAGGAGUUUCAGAUUUAUGAGGACAGCAGAGACUUCAGAGGAUAGUGUUGAAGGAGUCUAGGCUUGGGCAGAGUCUGGCUCAGAGCAUGUCAGUACCCGCUUGGGGGAUGUUUAGUGGAUAUAGGGACACAACACUCACACUCGGUAAGGUUGCAUGUACGUAAGCUUCAACACACACACGCACAUGCUUGCCUAAAAUCCUCCUCCCCUGAUGUGACCCAAAUCACUCGUCUCUCUCCUCCACAUGGACUCAAUGUCUUCGAUAGAAUGUCUGGUCCCUGGCUCUCUCUUUCUUUCCACUCGUCUGUUGAGAAGGAUAUAGGCCCUGUCAGCCUGUCAGGGUAAUAGAUAUAGAAGGUGUUGUUGAUGAAAUACUCGUCGCCUUAAUUAAUAAAACAAACCUUUGUCAGUAUGUCAGAAGCAAAAUAUAUUGAGGUAAAAUGUAUUGAGACAAAGGGUUAACCAGGGUUUUAUGUACAGUUAGUACUUACACCAUAUUCAAAACAGCUUGGGUGAAAUACCUUACUCAUGUAUCCAGCAGCAACUAUUGCCCCCAUUUGAACAGAUCAUUCCAGAUUAUGUGUUCAACUCAAUUUUAAGCCCAUUCCCUUCCUCUCUCUCUCUUUAACAUUUCCUCCUGUCUUUGUUUUCCCAGCAUGCCAGUGUGACCCGCAGGGCUCUCUCAGCACAGUGUGUGACGCCAGUGGCGGGCAAUGCCAGUGUCGUCCCAACGUGGUAGGCAGGAACUGUGACAAGUGUUCCCCUGCCACCUACCUGUUUGGACCCAGUGGCUGCAGAUGUGAGUUUGACUGAAUGAAAAGUGACUGAGUGCAUGUGUUUUGUAUUGCACAAUACAGGCACUGAAUCUGGCACUUAUCACUCUCUUUGCCCUCCGCUCUCUCCCCCCAGCCUGUGAUUGCAGUCCCCAGGGAUCGGAGCAUGCGUUCUGCCAUGAGGCUACAGGCCAGUGUGCUUGUGUCCCCGGGGCGUACGGCCGUCAGUGUGACCGCUGUCUGCCGGGUCACUGGGGCUUCCCCAACUGUCGCCCCUGCACCUGCAAUGGCCACACAGAGCAGUGUGACCCCUACUCCGGAGAAUGCCUGGACUGCCGAGAACAGACCACCGGACACAACUGCGAGAGGUCAGCCAUGGGUUAAUCUGGGUUGAGGGGUCAAGGGUUAAGGAGGCUCAUAGGUGUAUGUGCUCGAUGGGUUGGCAUUAGAAUGGGUAGUCAGUCAGUCUCCUAAAACGUAGAUAACUUAGAUAUUAUAAAGACAUGCAUGUGAAUGAUAGAGUGAUUAUGACCAACCACCUUAUGCCUUUUCCCUACAGGUGUCUGGAAGGUUACUAUGGUGACCCUGUCCUGGGUUCAGGGGACCACUGUCGUCCCUGUAUGUGUCCGGAUGGGCCCGGUAGCGGGCGGCAGUUUGCCGGUGGAUGUUACCGCGGUCUGGACUCUCACUACCAGGUGUUUUGUAUCUGCAGCCCUGGGUACAGAGGUAGGCAGCCAAUAACAACCACCUGCCAAGAUUUAUAGAGCACCCUGUAAACUAGCGGAGCAUGGCAGGAUUACUCAUGUCACAGUGCUUCUGUUCAGACCUGUUUCCUAGGAAGCAGUAGAUUUGUAUGCAUUCAUGUUACAGUGUGGAAGCUUGGUGGCUUUCCAUGAAGUAUAGCUGCCGGCGAUGUACGCUCACAGUUUGAUAUAUGGCUUAAUUUGACAGGAGGACAUAUGUUAUUGUGGCAGUAAAUGUAUAGGCAGUUAUUAUUUCUGAUAGUGAAGAUGGGUGAAAAGAUAUGUUGUUGUAGAGGUGAGUUAUGACACUAUGUUUGGUGAAGGGGUUUAUUAAGCACAUUUUGCUCUCUCGCCUCCCCCUUUACCUCUCCUUUCUUCUCUCCUCCUCUGUCUUUUCCUCUCCCCUACAGGUGCCAGAUGUGAGGAGUGUGCCCCAGGUUACUAUGGAAACCCCCAUGAGAACGGCGGGCAAUGCCAACCGUGCCAGUGCAACAACAACAUUGACAUGCUGGACCAGGAGUCCUGUGAUGCCAGGACGGGUGAAUGUCUCAAAUGUCUCUACCACACCGAGGGUCAAGGCUGCCACAGCUGCAAGCUGGGUUACUAUGGGGAUGCCCUCACACAAAAUUGCAGAAGUGAGUAAAGAAAGUUAACUUGCAACUCUUUGUUAUGUGUUUGUCAUAUCAAUGUGAGUGGUUGUCAUUGUCCAAUUGCUAACCUGCUAGCGACAUCUCUUCUCUCCCUCAGAGUGUGUGUGUAACCACCUGGGCACCAACCCAGCCACAUGCCCGUCGGUGGGCGACUGCCACUGUGAUCUGGGCAGUGGGCAGUGCCAGUGUCUACCGAACGUGGUGGGUCAGCACUGUGACCUGUGUGCCCCCGACACCUGGAACAUGGCCAGCAAGAGGGGCUGCGAAGCCUGCGACUGUGACCCUAACCACUCAUUUGGAACAUCCUGCAACGAGGUGGGUUCUCACAAGGCCGCACCAUUCUUCUGUUGGGUCUUACUACUCCUGUCUCUUGAAUCCUAUCCUAAGGUCACAUUUCUAAUAUUUAUGUAUAAGACUCCCGAGUGGCGCAGUGGUCUAAGGCACUGCAUCGCAGUGCUAGCUGUGCCACUAGAGAUCCUGGUUCGAAUCCAGGCUCUGUCGUAGCCGGCCGUGACCGGGAGACCCAUGGGGCGGCGCACAAUUGGCCCAGCGUCGUCCAGGGUAGGGGAGGGAAUGGCCGGCAGGGAUGUUGGUAGAGCUUGGUGUUUGCAACGCCAGGGUUGUGGGUUCGAUUCCCGCGGGGGGCCAGUAUGAAAAAUAAAUACAAAUAUGUAUGUACUCACUAACUGUAAGUCGCUCUGGAUAAGAGCGUCUGCUAAAUGACUAAAAUGUAAAAUGUAUGUGUUUUGUCCACAGCUGAGUGGCCAGUGCUCCUGUAAACCUGGCUUUGGGGGUAAAACGUGUCGGGAGUGCAGAGAGCUGUUCUGGGGAGACCCUGAAGUCAAAUGCAACGGUGAGUUGACACAUCUCAAUCAGCAGCAUUGUAGUUACCUGUGCUGGCACUACACUGCCUAAAUCCCCAUCUUGACACACACUGAGGUGUGUGUGCGUGUGCACGCGCCUGCGUGCCGUGCGUGUAUGUGUGAGAAAGCUCCAACCCAACAAUUUUAAAUUGCAACACACACAAAGCAGGCCUUUAGUGUUAAUCACUGAGAUAUUACAAGCAGCCCCAUUCCCCUAGCCUCUUAUCGUGGGAAUGUGUAGGAGUUUCAGCUGUGGUGGAGAAACUCACAGCAUCCUCUCCUUACAGUGGGAGCCAAAUUAAGGCCAGAUGUGCUCUCUCACCCAAUGGCUGUGUUUCUAUGACGAACAGGCGGGGGAUCUGUCCGAGCCUCCCAAUAUCCCGCCGGUCCGCCACAAUGCACCUUUGUUCUGAUGGGGUGUCCUGUUGGAGGGACGGCUGUCCAACACAGUGCCUGCUGCUGACAGAAAGGAUCCUUUGUCCCAGAGUAGCAUCACUGGAGCAGAGCAGCCUGCUUAAUUAUCUACUGAAGGACACAUGAAUUGGCUUCUGGUGUAGGCUAGUCCCUUGAGUGGAAACGUGCAGUCACUGUAUAAAGGGUCCACUGCGGUAGUUUAAUCUACUUCAAACUUCUGUAUACAUUGUUGCCAAUGAAAUUAGAAAAUUAUUGUGAUCAAACCAAAAGUCAGAGGUCACUUUGACGGCUGUUUAAACAUCGAACUCCUUCCAGGCAGGCUGCACCAUGUCAAGACCUUGCUGUCCCGUCACAGUGCUGUUUUCUCAGGCUUGUGGUUUGCUGCUUCUAGCAGGGAGUGUUGUAUUCCGGAAAGGUUUGUGUUUUUUCUCUCUGCGGAGAAGGAUCUGUGUUGACAGUCCUGACUGUUUGUUUGGAGACGGAAGUCUGCUCUGGUUCCCUGAUAUCGGAUUACCCCGUUUACCCCAACUAAUGUUGACAUACCCCUAAUCUGGAUAAGCCCAACAGCCAAACAUUACACUAACACUAGUUUAAAUGGUGCAGAUCCCUCUUAGUUUGUGGUAUGUUCGUUUCUCCAGAAACAUAGUAACGUUGUACACUUUGAACGAUUUAAUGAAGGGAGGAAAUGGUCAACUGCUCAAUUUUGAGGUUACAUUCAUUGACAUCACAGUUGCUUUCUUGUGCACAUCCAGCCAUUUUCGUGGCUUUUGCAGUGAUUUGACCCUUUUAGACACAUCGGUAUACCAUUUGAAGACAGUUUGAUAUCUGUGGGAGCCAUGUCUACUAUUUCUUGUUCAUCAAAGCCUUGUGUGUCUGUGUGUGUGUGUGUGUGUGUGUCUGUGUGUGUGUGUUUUGGACCAUGGUGAAAGACUGCUCCAGCUGUAGACCAUUAAAGAUGUAGUUUACUCCCAUCUGUGCCCCCCUCAUCCCCCGACACAGAGGAAUAGAAGCCAUGUUGGGAUCCAUGUCACAAAAACAGCUGGAAUUUCCCUACCCUGCCUGCUCGCAAUCAUCUUAUCUGACCUGUAACACACAACAGAUGCUGUGUAGAAAAGAAAGAAGAGAGGCUAGAUUUGGUCAUUCAAUUCACGAGCCGGCUAUCUUCUAUAAAAGGCCUUUAUUAAAAAUGUGAGUGAUUUUGUUAGAAACAGCAGAAAGCCUACGUUAAUCAUCCAUGUCUUAUUGCGCUUAGUUCCCUCUACAUAUUGCUUGUAGUGUGUUUAGUCUGCUCUGGGGGCCAUUGUUGAUUAGAUAGGGGGUAGGGUGAAUAUUUACCUCCCUUCACACCUAACCUAUGUGGCCAUUUUGUGUAAACAGAGGCAGCACUUUAAUCUGCAGUGGGGGAGGGGGCUGUGUGAAAGGGACAUUCAGGUGGUGCUGUAGUGUGAUGUGGUGUUUGGGGCCCUAGUUUGGGGCUGUCUGCUGAUAAUGGUGACUGGUGAGUGAUGCCCCACUUUGCCAGUUAACACGGCGAGGAAGAGAGACAGGGUAGACAAAAGGACAGGUCACAUUCAUUACAUAUUUCCACUGAGCCCAGGCCCCUCGCUCUCCUGCCUUACAAAACUAUAGGAGGAUUACGCCACACAGCUAAGCCCCCAUUUCCCAUCCUCUUUUGUUGCUUUAGCACCCUGAGGUGACUAAAAGUCAUUUUUCAGGGUGUGUGUACAUCUACACAUUUUUAAAGGUUUGUCGUUCUACAAGUAUGUGUGGUGUGUGCAAGAAAGUAUGUACACUUCACCAUAGAUUCUUCAAGCUCUUCAAGUUUGUGUGUGAGAGUAAACACAGGAGGUACCAUAGUUAGUUGCACGCUGCAAGGCAACAGGAAACAUGUGGUAUGUCAUCAGUAUGUGGUUGUCAUCAGUGGUUCCUGGGGGGUUGUUUGCAGAGUCUGUAGGGGCCCAUGGUGGCCCUUUUGUUCUCCACACACUCUACACACUUCCCUUAAUGAGGCUUUGAAGUGGGCAAACAUCCUCCUCUUUCUCCAUUCCUCCUCCUCCACUCCACUCUCUUCAUCCCACCCUAUUCACUCCAACCAGCCCCCCUAAGGUCACUGGGUUAAUGUGGAUGGCGGUGGGUCAUUGAUCUUUGGCUCACCAGAACUUCAGCUGACUUCAUCUUUACUAGGUGAAACUCCACCGAAAACAUUUUAUCCACCAGUCAAUACAUCAGCUGGCCACUCCUAACUCUCCCAACCGACACUCACCCAGAAAUACAUGUAGGCUUACCAGUAGAUUUAAAAUGUAAGGUGGCAAGCAUUAAAGAACAGGGAUAUUACAACUUGAAUUCUAAUGAAAAUACAAUUAAUUUGAAACUGUAAUUAGAACCAAAGGUUAGGCUAGCUAUUCCACAUUUCUGAGGUGCUUACAACAGGGUGCUAACUGUGCUUGAUACGUUAACAUGUGAUUAUAAACCUAUAAAGGUUACGACCCAUAAAGCAACAGGAGCUCCCAUCCUUUCCCCUCUCCCCAGUGGAGCACUUUGAAAUGACAUUAGGAGGAUCCCAAUAAAAUGAAUGAGUUUGUGAGUUGACCUGACGAGACAGACAUGUCCUUUGAGGUCAAGAUGUCAGUAGCGAGAGAGAGAGAGAAAGAGGCGGGCUACUUAAAAAGCACUUCCCUGGCUUUGUAAGACCGCUUUAUAGGCUCUUGUCCAUUGUUAUGGGACAUCAACAACCUGUUUGAAAUAUCUCCCUCCCAUUCAGGAUCUCUGGAGGGUGACAGACUAGUCAGGAUCAGGAUGCAACAAAAUUAGUUGUUUUUUGAGUCGUGCAGAAAUAGUUUUAGAGUUGAAUGAAAAAAAGGCUAGACUAGUAGUAAAACCUAUGUUUCCUGUUGCCUUGCAGCGUGCGACUGUGACCCACGAGGCAUCGCCGAGCAGCAGUGCAACAAGGCCAACGGUCACUGCGUGUGCUUGGAGGGCGUGUCUGGUCCCCGCUGUGACGUCUGCGCCCGCGGCUACUCUGGCACCUUCCCCUACUGUGAACGCUGCCACCAGUGCUUCACCGACUGGGACGUGAUCGUGGGUCAGCUGACCAACCAGACCCACAGGCUGGUCAACAAGGUGAACACCAUCAAGGCCAGCGGCAUCACCGGACCCUACAAACACACCAUAGAUAACAUGGAGCAGAGCGCCGGGUCCAUAAGAACUAUCCUGGCCCAGAACCCGGCUACACAGCCACUGUCUGAGAUACAGCAGCUACUGGAGCAGGCCACGUAAGUGGGGUGAAAGGGUGGGGUCAAGGGUGGGGUCAAAAUGGGUCAUUGACAAUAUUUAUCGAUAGCAAAAACAGUAGUAGCCACAUCAAAGCAAUAAUAUACUAGAUUAUUUCUGUAUAAUCCGUUUCUGUUCUUUAGAUAUCUAAUGGAAGAGAUGAGCAACAAGCUGAACCUCUCUGAGGAGGCGUUGGCCCAGGUAUCAUCUGAUGACAACAGCACCAACACCAAACUGGACUCUCUCAAAGAGGACGCCCAGAAACUGGAUCGCACCGUCAAGGAGCUGCUGGACCAAGUGGAGCUCAUCAAGAACUCUGAUGUUCGGGGUAAUGGACUGGGACAAGGCUGUUAGACUUGUUGAUGAUUGGGAUAUACAAUGUCAUGUCCAUUAUACUUCCAUUUGUCAACUCUGUGAAAUUGAACAUUGUUUUUGUAAUGACAGGAGCGACAGACAGUGUCACAAAGUACUACAAGCAGUCUCUGGCUGCUGAGGCUCACGCCAAUGCCUCCACCACCGGCCCAGGCAACCCUGUGGAGAGCUCUUUCGUUCUACGACAAGCUACAGAGGACAAGAUGAAUGACACCAGGGAGGAGUUCCACAGGAGGCAGGAAGAACACGCCAAGAGACUGGACGACCUGGCGGAUCAGCUGGAGACAUUGGACCUAUCAGAACUCAGCGAGAAGGUAAGGCCAAGCAAGGCCAUAUCUGUGGCCUGAAACUGGCUUGCUGAUGUUGAUCUGAGUUUGACACAGAUGGGACUCAAUCAAAUCCCAGUUUGCAAGAUAAAACCAUCGAAAGCAAUACAUUUUCUUGAGUUGUUAAAUCAAAGCUUUCUUCUGUGUGGGUCAGGAAGAAUGUUAGGUUUGAUUGAAUGAGAACCAUACGCUUAGAUUCCAUUUGAACUCUUCUCACUCUACUGGUCCUCUCUCUGCAGACGUGUGGUAGCCCAGCUGGUGAGGUGUGUGCAGACUCUCUGUGCGGGGGGCUGAGCUGUGUGGACUCCGACGGGAACAGGAGGUGUGGGGGUGAGGGGUGCAACGGUCUGGUCACCCUGGCCAACAAUGCCUGGCAUAAGGCCAAGGACUUUGACCAGGAGAUCCUCAUGGCCAUGCAGGAGGUGGACAAGCUCUCCAAGAUGGUGAGAUCCUGUCUUUAAAUUAAAAUGAACCAACUCUCUUUAGACAAGAAAUACACCCACUUUGGUUCCUAACCUGUUUGUUUGUGUGAUCAUGUGUCCAGGUGUCGGAGGCCAAGGUGAAGGCAGACGAGGCCAAGCUGAGUGCCCAGGACGUGCUGCUGAAGACAAACAAGACCAAGCAGCGCGUGGCCCAGAGCAAUGAGGAGCUGCGCAGCCUCAUCCGACAGAUCAGAGACUUCCUCACACGUAUGUCUACUCCUAAAAUCAACUCCCCCGUAGCCCCCAUACUUUAACUCCUACAUAUGUUUACUACCCUGUGAGUUAAAGGUACAAUCCAGCUGUUCAAUUGUAAUUUCAAUUAAAGGUUUCAAUAAAUUUCACCCAUUGAUUCUAGAAGAUUGUAACUUAUAAAUGUCUCAUAAGCUUAGUACAACUGUCCCCUUCACGAGCUUAGUACAACCCUUGUAUCUGCUGUGGCACCCCCUAGAGGAUGCAGCGGACAUGGAGAGCAUCGAGGCAGUUGCCAACGAGGUGCUGGCCAUGCAGAUGCCCAGCACGCCAGCCCAGCUCCAGAAUCUGACAGACGAGAUCAGGGAGAGGGUGGGAGACCUGGCCCAAGUGGAGACUAUCCUGAACCAGAGCGCCGACGAUGUGCAGAGAGCCGAGAGCCUACUAAAGCAGGCACGCAGAGCCAGGUAACACACAUUAACACAAGAUUAUCCUUGAACGGAGCACAGAUGAUGAGACACACACUGUUGUGCUUGGUGUGCUUAUUAUUUUCGCCCUCUGUGUGUGUGUCCCACAGUAAAGAGGCAACAGAUGUGAGGGAAACAGCAGAGAUGGUGAAGCAGGCUCUGGAAGAGGCUGAGCGUGCCCAGAAAGCAGCGGCCGAGGCUAUCAAACAGGCCACCACCGACAUCAAUGGCACCAAUGACCUCCUGACCUCAGUGAGUCAACAUCCUCCAUUUUAUCACACACAGCGAGUUUGAACUUUUGGGACUAAUCCAUUGGUUCCAUUGUACCUGUAAAACUAAAUCAAGCACAGCUAAAGUAUUUGACCCAUUAAAAUGUACAAGUAUACCAUAAAGACACACUGAGCUUGUCUUUACGUCUUCAAAAGGUGGAGUCGGAGACAGCAGACUCAGAGUACAAGCUGAACAACACCACCCAGAGGCUGCUCCGGUUAGAGCAAGACAUCACACUGCUCAGAGAGAAGACACUGAACACCUCGCUUAGCUCUGAACAAACCGAGAGAGACGCAGAGACCAUCAACAAAGUGGCUGAGCAGGUCAAAAAGGUUUGCGAGCUACUGUGUGUUAAAUUGGGAUGUGAGAGUUUGUGGAUUAUUUUUCAGCCUUGUCAUUCUCACAAUAAAUUGCUGACCGUGUGUGUGUGUGUGUGUGUGUGUGUGUGUGUGUGUGUGUGUGUGUGUGUGUGUGUGUGUGUGUGUGUGUGUGUGUGUAGGACCUGGACUCGGAGCUGAAGGAUAAGUACAGCACUGUGCAGGACCUGAUCAAACAGGAGGCCGGGGGCGUGGCCGACGCCAAGAAGAGGGCGGAGCUUCUACAGCAGGAAGCCACAGACCUGCUGCUACAGGCCAGCGACAAGCUGCAGCUACUGAAAGGUACAGUACACACACACACACGUACCUGCACUGGCUAUAUGCACAAACUGACACACACACACACAGACAUGCACUGGCUAUAUGCACACACUGACACUCUCACACACACACACAGAGACACACACAGACAUGCACCACAUAAAUCUACAAGAACAGCUUGGAGAGCACCUUGCAGGCAUAUACACUGAACAAAAAUAUAAACGUAACAUGUAAAGUGUUGGUCCCAUGUUUCAUGAGCUGAAAUAAAAGAUCCCAGAAAUGUUUCAUACGCACAAAAAGCUUAUUUCUCUCAAAUUUGUUUAUAUCCCUGUUAGUGAGCAUUUCUCCUUUGCCAAGAUAAUCCAUCCACCUGACAGGUGUGGCAUAUCAUGAAGCUGAUUAAACAGCAUGAUCACUUACACAGGUGCACCUUGUGCUGGGGACAAUAAAAGACCACUCUAAAAUGUGAAGUUUUGUCACACAACACAAUGCUACAAAUGUCUCAGGUUUUGAGGGAGAGUGCAAUUGGCAUGCUGACUGCAGGAAUGUCCACCAGAGCUGUCGUUUUAGAGAAUGUGGCAGUACGUCCAACCGGCCUCACAACCGCAGACCACAUGUAACCACGCCAGCCCAGGACCUCCACAUCCGGCUUCUUCACCUGCGUGAUCGUCUGAGACCAGCCACCCGGACAGCUGAUGAAACUGGGGGUUUGCACAACCAAAUAAUUUCUGCACAAACUGUCAGAAACCGUCUCAGGGAAGCUCUUCUGCGUGCUCGUCAUCCUCACCAGGGUCUUGAUCUGACUGCAGUUCGGCAUCGUAACCGACUUCAGUGGUUACCACCUUCGAUGGUCACUUGCACCUGGAGAAGUGGGCUCUUCAUGGAUGAAUCCCGGUUUCAACUGUACCGGGCAGAUGGCAGACAGCGUGUAUGGCGUUGUGUGGGCGGCGGUUUGCUGAUGUCAACAUUGUGAACAGAGUGCCCCAUGGUGGUGGUGGGGUUAUAGGCAAUGAACACAAUUGCAUUUUAUCGAUGGCAAUUUGAAUGCACAGAGAUACCAUGACGAGAUCCUGAGGCCCAUUGCCAUUCAUCCACCGCCAUCACCUCAUGUUUCAGCAUGAUAAUGCACGGCCCCAUGGUGCAAGGAUCUGUAUACAGUUCCUGGAAGCUGAAAAUGUCUCAGUUCUUCGAUGGCCUGCACACUCAGAAGACAUGUCACCAUUGAGCACGUUUGGUAUGCUCUGGAUCGACGUGUACGACAGCUUGUUCCAGUUCCAGUCAAUAUCCAGCAACUUCGCACAGCCAUUGAAGAGGAGUGGGACAACAUUACACAGGCCACAAUCAACAGCCUGAUCAACUCUAUGCGAAGGAGAUGUGUUGCGCUGCAUAAGGCAAAUGGUAGUCACAACAGAUACUGACUGGUUUUCUGAUCCACGCCCCUACCUUUAAAAAAAAGAUCUGUGACCAACAGAUGCAUAUCUGUAUUCCCAGUCAUGGGCCCUGUGUAGCUCAGUUGGUAGAGCAUGGCGCUUGCAACGCCAGAGUUGUGGGUUUGUUUCCCACGGGGGACCAGUAUGAAAAAUGUAUGCACUCACUAACUGUAAGUCGAUCUGGAUAAGAGCGUCUGCUAAAUGACUAAAAUGUGAAAUCCAUAGAUUAAGGCCUAAUGAAUUUAUUUCAAUUGACUGAUUUCCUUAAAUGAACUGUAACUCAGUAAAACCUUUGAAAUUGUUGCAUGUUGCGUUUAUAUUUUUUUUCAGUGUACAAUCACAACUCACUACCUAAAACACACACCCUUUCGGGUCCAACCAUGCAUGAUAUGUCCUUACAACGCAUUGAGGCAUUAUCACAAACAUUACACUACACAGAUCCUACUGUGUAAUGGUGUCUGCUUAGUGGAUAUAUAAAACAUGAUCUGUUUAUAAUACCUAUGAGAUCUCCAUCUCCAUGUUGAUUCGCUUUUUCCAAUCAAGAGUUGAACAUGAAAUUACGCAGGCCCUCUAACUUUCUCUUCUCAAGUGUGUGUAUUCACUGCGUGCAAUUCCACGUUCUGAUUGUAAAGCCGGCGUGUGGAGGGAUACUACACGUCCUGUGAUUUUAGAUUGACGGUAGGAUGUCUCCUUUUUGGUUCCCAUCCAGAUUUAGAGAAGUCCUACGAGGACAACCAGAAGACUCUGGAAGACAAGGCCAACCAGUUGGUGGAUCUGGAGAAGGCUGUCAAAGAGCUGCUGCAGGAGAUCAGUCACAAAGUCACUGUGUACAGCACCUGUCUGUUUUAA
This is a messenger RNA of Coregonus sp. 'balchen', 64898 nucleotides long. The record is from the annotation of a GenBank genome assembly. Lineage: Eukaryota; Metazoa; Chordata; Actinopteri; Salmoniformes; Salmonidae.